Molecule: messenger RNA, 50530 nt
Organism: Xyrichtys novacula (pearly razorfish)
Lineage: Eukaryota; Metazoa; Chordata; Actinopteri; Labriformes; Labridae
Source: the annotation of a GenBank genome assembly
ACUCAGUACUCUUACAGAGAGAGCUGGAGGAGGAGCAGAGGCACACACACAGUGAGGCAGGUCGGCUCCGACACUGACACUAAACCUGAACGCUGUUUUUUCGCUUUUUCCUUCACUUCCUGCGGUUCGUGGAGUGAAGACGCGCGGAGCCUGCGGUGCUCUCUGCGAUGUCAGCCUCUGUCAGUGGGCGGGAUGGGAAGAGGAGAGGGGACUGUGCACACGGACGCUACCACCACGCUCGUGUCUGUUAAUUCUUACCUGAAGACUAUCAAGAAGCAGUCGAGGAGAAGCGAAGUGGGUGUUUGGUGUCAACUUUAGAGAAGCAACCUGUCUGCCCGGUGGAUGUUGCGCAAUGGAGAUACGGACAAGACUUCGAGCCGUGCUGUUGGUAAUAUGGAUCUCACAAGGUAAGCCAAUUAAUGCACGAGAGGGGCAGUAAGUCGCGUGCUGCCGUAAGUGGAUCAAACAAUACUUCAGUGGCAGUUUGUGUGAAUCAGAGAUAGUGAUAAAUACACGUUAUAAACAACAUUUACUUGUGUUAGUUUACUUUUCCUGAAAUAUCAAUCAGACCCUCGAUUUUUAGUCAUUUCCUGUCUUUAAACGUCAAUUUUGAGCAAAUUAAGUAACACGUUUUCUCUCUUCAUAGACUUGUACUUACUUUGGAGUGUUAGUGUGGUUUGUAAUGAUCACAAUUUAAGCAAAGUACAAAAAAAGUCCUUUGUGCACUGGGGCUGUUUGACCUUUGACACCUCAGGGGUGUGAAUUCAUCAAAUGUGCUAGGAUGCUUCUGUAACUCUCAUUUUUGCAAUAAUGAGCAAAAACAUUUUUCUCCUUCAUACAAAGAACCUCUUUACUCUUUACUUCCAACUUCAAAUCUAGGGGCAACAAUUCAUGAAAUAUGUUAUUUAUAUUUCUUUGGCUGCAGCUGCUUUUUUUUCCCCCAAACCAAAGGUCCCCUUUCAAGCACACAGCAGAGUACUCCUAGUCCUAAGAGGGCAUAAUGUUGUUGCAUGGUUGAAUGCUUUGGAAUGAAUUUUAAGGAAGUCUAAUGUUGCUUUUUUCCUCAUUCCUUAGAUGGUUAUUGUCCCAUGUGAGGUUAAAAAUAACACAGGGGCUACCUGAAGGAAAAAGAUGUCUUCUUCUUUUGGAAAUCACACACUUUGGAUGUGGGUCACAUCACAUGAUGGGCAUAACGGUCUGGACCGAGUGUUGGCUGUCUACCAGAGCUUGCAUAUAGAUAGGGGUGAAUGCGGGGAUAGAAAUUGGCAGAGCUGCACAUGAGUAACGCCAUAAAUUUCCCUCAUAGACGUUACUUUUCUCAUGCAUUGCAUGGCUUUUAGUUGACAAUAUUCAAAUAUAAUGAGAGCUUUUGUCAUUUUUGUCUGUUAAUCGUCACUUUGAACUGCGAGCAUUUCAUUUGCAGCCAAAACUGAGAGUAGUUUUCCAGCUGGAUGCUAUUACUUCACAUAAUCACAAACAAACCCACGAAUCUUGACAAGAUGCGUUAAAUCCUAUUAAUUUGCCUCUUUAUAUCAACGCAUAUGCUGCAUCUUUCAGACUCUACUCAAAGAAGCCCUUCAGGCUCUUCUGACUUGGCCACUCUUGUUCCUGUCAACUUCGCUGCAGCAUCAUUUCUCACCAGAUGUUGGCUUUCUUUCAGUGUGGAAAUCAGAGAUUGUUACAGCUUGUGUCUUUUAUGUCAGGAUUUGUUUGGUUCAAACUCGGGUUGGCUGUGGAGCAAGCCCUGGAAAAGGCAGAAAUAUGACAUUAGAUCCAUCUUCAGCUUACUUCUGAAUGCUGAAACCACUGAGAAAGAUUGUGUGUUGCACUUUAACAAAACAGAGGACAUCUGUGUGUGUGUUUUUGGAAGGUUUCUGCAUGGACGCCAGUGUGGCGUGACGUUAUGUGUGCUGUCCUUUGAUUCGGUGUGGCUGCUAAAUGGAAUGAAACAAAUGAAUGAAUUCACUUUGCGGCUCACCGGCGAACAACUUCAGUCGCUUUCAGUUCUUCUGAUCGAACGGAUCUCUUAAUUUGCAUGAUGGAUUUCUUCUCACAUUUCUGACAGCGGCUAAGCUUCUCAGAGAAAAGAACUCCAAUCCUGCCCGACAGAAACUUUAUAAUUAGUGAAUUGAGAGGCUGCAGCAGCGAACCGCAAACUGGUAUUGAAGAAACAGAGGCAGCUCGUUGGCUCUACAUGAGAAGACCCGUAGCUAAUUGGCUACUAAUAAAUCUCUGAAUACUUAGUUUCGUUCAGGAUCCUUUUAUUAUUUAUGAUCUGGGGCAGAUGCUGAACAUUUCCCAGAGUUUUAUAACCACUGCCAGCGAUAAAUCAUAUUCUAUUUGUACCAUCCGCUGUGACGUAUGACUGCUGUUCAUCAGAUAGCUGGAACUGGCCCGAGGACAGGGAAAAGGUGACUUUGCUCCUUGUCGUCUGAAUGCACAGCUAGGUUGACAUGCCAGCUCUCUCUUGUAAAAUAAAGCCUUUCUUUUGGGUGGUGUUAUUAAAAUGUUGUCAUGUCCGCAGAUUAUUGUGUUCAGUGACAGCUGGUUUGUAAUGAAAUGGGGGCCCUCUUGGCUCUGGUGUAAGCUGAUGUUUGUGAGCCAGCUAUAUCCCUCUCCACAGAAUAACUCAAAGCUUAGGGUAAUUCUGAUCAUGUACCGCCAAUUAUCCAAACAAGAAAUCAGCCAGUCAGAGUCGAGCACUGAAACAAAAAGCAUCUCCAGCUGGGUGCUGAAUACACCUUAUAGGGUACAGCCUUUUUCAAGUAGCUUUUAGCUUUUCAAAGAUUGGCAAAAAUCAGUCUCAGUCAUUCAGAGAUCUGAAAGAUAUCUCAAUGAAGACGCCUCUAAUAACUUUGCGCCUCUAUAUGAUAAAAGCACAUGUAAAAGUGGGAUGAAUGCUGUAGAGACUGAGAUUUUUGCAAUCGCCACACAGCAAUUUUCUUGCUUGGUGAAUCAGCCCAUUUCAGGGUCUGCUGGUUUGGUGAGUUUUCAGCCUCUUCUGGUGGUCAUCAGCGGACAGUUUGCUCAGCCUCCGUAAAAAAGGCUUAUUUGUUGCUGCUGAGCAUUGAGUAAACACCACUAACAGAAUUUAACAGGGCUGUCACCCAAAAUGUAGUUUGAUCUAAUGUGAGCUAAAAUUUCACCUCCCACGGUUUGGCAUUAUGUGAACCACAAAAUACAACCCUCAUAGUGUGAAAUACUCUUAAACUAUCACUAAUACUUUUUGAGAUAUGAGUCCCACAAUCUUAGUGCACAUUGGCCUUGGAAGAAAGACCAUGCAUGCUCUGUUUUGUUCUGAGGUGCAGAAGUUGUUUGGUUGUAGAGACGGGGGAUUGAUCGGUCAGGUCGAUUAAUCAGUCAAGGGUCAUAGUGGGUUAAUAUUAGGGGCUGUGGGGUCCAGUGGGGAUGCUUGGGUUGCAGAACUAGCCUGCAUUUUUGUAAAAGUAAGGGAUUGUUUUCACUGACUAUCAUGAAGUCAGAUUUCCGACCUGGAAAGUCGGACGAUCCUCACCAACCUCAACUUGACGACAACGUCAUGAUUCAAGAUGGCAGCGCAGUGCAUCAGCAUUUAAGAGUAACAGUUAAAGCUCUUGUAAUGUAAAAUUUAUUAGCACUUCUGUUUUGUUUUUGUGAAAUUAAAUAAAUAAAUGGUAUAUGUUACGAUAAACCACUAACAACAACUGACAGUGUCUAACGACGGCUGACAAUUGUAAACAACAGCUAACAACAGCUAAUGUAGAUGUCCAUCUUGGUUUUCCGACUUGUCAACUGAAACGCUGGUAACUCAAGUGUGAUGUCAUUCCCAGCUCCAAUAUCCGACUUCCGAGGUAACUGGAACGCAGCAUUAUGCUGCGUUUGAGUUACCUCGGAAGUCAGAAGUCCGAGCUGAAAAUGACGUCUCACCCGAGUUCCCAGUGUUUAAGUUAACAAGUUAGAAAAAGCAAAAUCAGAGGCCUGAAACAAGAUGGCUACAUCUAAGAAAGUUAUUUUAGCAUCUGCCUUAUAUUCGGACAAGGCAAGCACUAAAAUAACUUUCACUGAUGGAGCCAUCUUGAUUCUACCUCUGAUUUUCCUUUUUUCCGACCUGGUAACUAAAACAACUCAAGAACUCGGGUGAGAUGUCAUUCCCAGCUCCGAUAUCCAACUUCUGAGGUAACUGGAACGCAGCAUUAGUCUCAGAUGAGUUCUUAUCAACUGUUGGCAUGAGUUGGCAUGGCAACAAAGCGUUGUAUUUAUGAGUUCUCUGUGAAUCAGACUUUAAAUUUCUAUUUGAACAAAGAAAUAAUCUCCCAAAUUAUCGUUUUAUUGUACCAAGAGAAAGCUGUAAGACAAAGUUGGCCACCAAACUGGAGUCCAUCACCCUGAUGUGUCUGUUAGCCGUGCCAAGGGGUACAUUUCCACAACAGCAGUGUCUUACUGGCCCUUUAUGUGGAAUUUAAUAGGGCUAAAGCUAUUACUAAAUCCACUGCGAUGUUUCUCACUGCAGGCACCAGGAUAUACCCCUGUCUGGAAAACAAAGGGUUUAAAAAUAUGAUUAAAUUGCUUGAGCCAAGCGGCGAAAUCCCCCCCCCUUGCACACCCCUUUCAGUGGAAUGUGCAAGGUUUUUUUAUGAAAGGAUGAAGUCAAGAUUGUCUAUAAAUUAUCUAUUGUAUCCUCCGCUGACCCUGACACAAAAGAGUUAACCUCCAGGGCAGUGGAACGUUACAUGACCAUGACCAUGCUCACUGCACAAAUUGCAGAGUGUGAUCUACAAAGUACGGCGCUGCGUACUCUCAGUGAGACUCUCAGUGGGGAAAAUCUGGCACGGGUACAGGAAAGAGCAGAAGGAGAGGGGCUCAAUAGCAUUAGCAGAGUCACCGAAGAUUGAGGCUGUCACAUUGUCCAGAAAAUCAAGAUUGAAUGUCUGGAAAUGACAUGAAGAAUUUCUGAAUGGUUUCAAAUGCCUGUUUUUCUAUCCGCCCUUGAAUUUUGAAAGGGUCACUUCAGCUUCAGCAACUUCAUAUAUAGAUUUUUUUCCCCCAGCAUGCUUGAUUGAAUGCCCACAUUUUGAUAAAAGUGACUGGUAUACAAGAAAUGCCAAGAACAACGUCAGUGCGGGGGUUUAAAAUUGGACUGUCGCCAAUUAAAAACUUCAGACACGGGAUGAAACGAGCGUCCCAGAUCUUGCAAGGCAGUGAAGAGGUUAAGAACAAAUACUAGACCAAAGUAAAGGAGCAGACAUGGAGGCAUCUCUGCACAGGCCGUGAGACUUUGGAAAAGCUUUUCAAGAAAACUCCGUGGAGUGAGGACACAGGCAAGACCUGAGCCAGCGCCGUCAGAAGAAGUGGAAACCUACAAUGUAGUGAGCUCUACUCCAGUGACUGGUGAUCCUUUGGCAUGGUGGAAAAGAAAUGAACUGAAUACCCUCACUUUGGCAUGAUGUUAAGACACUUCCUAGCUGUGCUUGGCAGCUCAGUUCAUAGAAAGAUGGAGCCGGGGACAUAGUGACUGCAAAGAGGCUUACUCACUCCCAAACAAUGUAGACUUCCUCGUCUUUUUGAAAUUUGGAAAAAAAGAAAACCUCUUGAUUUAAGCUCAGCGCUGCUUUGCUUUCAAUCUCUCUUUUUUGCUUUCAAUCUCUUUUUCGCCUCGUGGUUGAUGUGGACAAGGCCUGUCAGAGCCACGUUGAAAGGGAGAAAGUUUGACUCCCUUUCUUGCACUUGAAUUUAAUCAUCAUGCUUUGAAUAUUUUACGAGCGAUAUUUUAAGAUUUUUGAAUGAUUUUUUCAUUUGGGACUACGGACAGAGGUUCUUUUCCUCGAAGUUAUGAAGUCUUUCCCAGUUAGAUCUGCAAACAAGGUCAUGAUUACUCAUCCUAUCGUAACUUUCAGGUUUUUACUGCACGUUAUUAUCCUUUCAUCAUGAUUAUCAUUUGAUCCCAGUGCAGAGAAGGGAGUACGUGUGUGGUACUUACACAAAUAAAGAAUGAUCUCAGCCUCUUCUACACGGUUAGUUACACAGCUUAUUAAUUAAACACAGCGUCACAUCUGCACUCCUCGACAGCUGGGGUUGUAGAGUUAGUUUCUGGCGGAGUGCAACAGGUUAAGCAGUUGCACACACGUACGAGCAGAAGCCUCUUCACGGCUCCUUGGAUUGUGUGAUUAUUGAUAUAGAUGCAGGCCGAUCAAUAAGACUGUAUCCUAACAUUGAUUGGUGAGCUAUUCUGCCUGUGAAAUGGAUGCAGGAGUAACUGGAUGAAGACAUCAACUUAAAAAAGACACUAUAACAUUAAUAGGAACAAAAAACAAUGGAAAGAUGAAGCAAAAUUUGGUGGAGAUCAACAAAGUCUGUCUGAGGAACAAACUAAACUAGUUUCCUGAAGGUUUGUUCAAUGCAUCAGGCUAGGGCUGGGCGAUAUGGCCUCAAAUCAAUAUCAUGAUAUGUUGAGCAGUUCACCUUGAUAACGAUAAAUAGACGAUAACUAGUCCACAAGCUGCUCACCCCCUCCCACAUUAACUUUGUCUACUUCAGCCACUACAACUUUUUGACACGUCCUUUGUCUCCUCACCUGUCUUUCCCUCUUGGUGGGUGAAGUCAUGUCUCCGACGCAGGACAGCAUCUUAAAAGGACAUGAGACCAUAGCCUACCUACCUUCCCUUUUUUUUGACAUCCAAUAUAUAUUGACAUGGGCAAAAUGACGUCGGUUAUUGUUGUAAAUUUUGGUAUCUGUAAAUUUUCGGUUUAUCGCCCAGCCCUACAUCAGACACUUGAGGCUGUAGAUUUAAGAUUGGACUGUGGGCCUUAGCUGAACACUUGAUUCUCCAGAUGUCCUCAUAUUUUAUUUCCUACUCCAGUUUAAUCAUAAAAAGCUGCUCGGACAAAUAUUUUUCAAGUUUAUGAAAGUUUGUAAGUUUUUUUGUGCCAUCACCGCUUCUUGUAAGCCGCAAAAUCUGCUGUAGAGAAAACAACCUGAUGCUAAACAGUCUCUGAGUCACUUUGUUGAACUGAACUCAUCCUCAGUGACUCAGUCUGCUGAUUUGUCACCAGUAUCUGUAGUUGCAUUUGUUAGCUUGUGCCUACCUUUAUGUGGGUGUUCAACAAGGUUUGAUUUAAUUGACGAGAGUCCACAUAGUAUGUCGCCGAGGACCCCCGCAGAGGGAGCACACACUGAUUGGAGACAGAACCAGAAGGUGUUACCUAAAAGACUCCCUCAUGGAAAACUAGGCCAAAUUAAUUGGCUCACGUUGGACACACAAUUGAGAGGACAGCGGUGCUCAGAUUUUUUUUUCAUGCUCCUGCACACACCAGCUGCUGCAUGUCCGACCUCACUCUGCAUUCAGCAAUGGCGGCAGACGACGGGGGUGACAGGUGCUGAUUGGAGCUGUGCGUGCAGUCUAAUCGAGCUGCUGUGACUUUGAGGCAGGUGAUCAAAACAAUGUGCAUGUGCUGACUGAUCUUUGAAAGGAUUGGAGACUAAGUUAACACAGACACAGUUCUAAGGGCUGACUCCCUCACCCUUCUGCCUUCCCCCUCAUUAUAACAACAAAAAAACAACGUACUUCUUCGUUUUCAAACAGUCAGCAGCUUCCUUUUUUCUCUCCCUCCUGCUCCAAAGGUAAUGUAAUUAUAUUUUAGUCGAGCACGUUUCAGCUGAUGCACAUUAAACAAAUGUUUUCCCUACUUCAGACAGAAAAAUAUAGCACACGAUGUUAGCCAAUAUGUUCGCCAAAGCUAAUCAGCAUUUCACCCGCUGAAUGUCUCGCUUUGAUGUUUUGAACUUAGCGGUUUGCUAUCCACAGCACACUUUUACAGUCCAAUAACAGACGUUCUGCUUAUACUGGGGGGAAUAAUGCAGAACAUUAGUAUUGAUAUGCAAAAAUGUGUGAGGACUCAGUCAUUCAUGGCGGCGAGAUCUGUUUUCAAUCUCUCUCUUAGACCUGCAGUUAUCAAUUUGGUUAGGAAAAUGAAAAUACUAGGGUGGGGACAACUGAUUCAGAGGAGGUGGGCUGUAAAAAUAAUACAUACAUUUAAAAAAAUAUGUGGCUGUGUGGCUGUGGAAUUAAUAUAGUUUGAAUUGCAGUCUGGAUUUUGGCUUUCCCUCAAUAAUAAAAGGAAAAUAUCAUAUUUUAAGACAAGCAUGACCCUAUUUAUCUUCUUUUUUCUUUACUUUUAUCUGCCUAAUCUAUUGACAAGAUUCAGCAGCACCAACUUCUCAUGUUUUCGGUUGCAGUACCACCCUGACAACAGGUGAUCUGCAUAUUGACGAGACCUGUUAUUGAUUACAGCUUUAAUGAAUCUCACCAAUCCCAGACUGAGAGUGCAGACUAACAUCUUUAACUUUAAGCAGCUGGGAGCAGGAACAUCAGGAGGUGUGUGUUAGUUAAGCAGAGGCACAAAGAAGGACAGGUGCUGUAUAACAAUAAACAUAAAGAAUAUCUUAAAUCGAUAAUUAAUCGUCUUUUAUAAUAGUAAUCUCAACAUUGAUCUGCAUAAUUAUGUUUAUGGUUUUGCUGCAGCGUUACAUGAUAAAAUAAUAAUAAAAGGAAGAUCCUCUCACAUGCUUUGCAGAGAAACAAACACACAGAGAUGUCCUCUUGUACCUCCUUUUUCUAACUGCAGUUGAGUUUGGCCUCUAACUUCUUUUUCUGGUUCACAGGUUUUUACGAUCGUUUCUAGUACAAGUCACACUGUGAACGACGUGUCUCUUCACAGCUCACCUGCUAUGACACCUGAAUCCCUAAGGAAAAUACACUUUUUGCUACUACAUGAAUCAAACUGCUGAUGACGUUUAUUUGCCAUUUCAACGGGGGAUAUUAACUCCCCUCUUCGGUUUUGUCUGGGGCAAAACUGGUCCUCCUGCUGGGGUAGUGGCUUUAUGUAUACGUGCAUGUCUGAGUGUGUGUGUAUGUGGUGCUACUGCUGUGUGCCAACAAGUUGAGCUAAUGCAUCGUCAUAAUAGGAUAUGAAAUCACAUGCUAGGAAAUCAAUACUAAGCUGUUUCAAGGUGCAAUGUGGCGAAAGUCCCGGCAUAUAAGAGGAUAGUGUAUGUGUAAAGAUAGCUACAUGUGUUUCGAACAUUUUUACUGUAUAUUUAUGCCUUUAAUUUGUAUUUGAAAAAUUGGACAGUUUUACGAGUGGGUAAUCAGCUGUGACCCAGUGAGUCACACUCUUCUUUCAGCUUCCCCAGCUUCUCCCUGUCGUGGGCGAGAGAUGAGGUACAGCCCCGGACAGGCCACCAGUCAAUCACAGGAAGGCCACAUCGACAGACAACCUGGUUAUAGUCAGUCAGAUCCACACCUACGUCCAGUUUAGAGCCACCAGUUAACCUUCGUGUGGGAGGAAACUGCAGGCACCCACACAGCAGGAAGAGCAUGUGCAUCUGUUUAUGUCGCUCCUUUGAAUCUAUAUUUAAAUCUACAUAGGGAGUCGUAGCAGCUUCAGGUGGUCGAUACGCCGCACGACGUUGCGGUCUGACAUAAAUGUGUCACUUGUUGUCACCUCUUGAACUCAUGUUCUGUCUUCAUGCAGCUAAUGAUGUGACUGCUGUUGACCAGUCCUGUUUGUCCACCGCAGAGACAAGAACAUUAAAAGUCAUUCCAGUCUUCCCACUCUGCCAAUUAUAUUGUUCUUUUUGCGUUUUACUCGUACAGCCUCUGAAACAUCAAUGUUCUGUAAAGCAUGUAUGUAAGCCGUGUUGCAUUUGUGCUUAGCGUCUGUUUGCCUGCUGAUUGUGGACCAUAAAUGAUGCAUCUCAGAGGAGUGUGUCAUUUAAACCCCAGGCGUGGGCGAGGAUGGAGAUCAUUUGGACCAGGUGCACCCUGGGAAAAUGGCACACACUAAUGAGGAACAAUCCCUCUUUAAAUGAGACCUUUGCUCUUGCUUGAAACCAGCAUGUGAACUUCAGAGAAGAGGCUUUUAAACACACACAUUUACAACACAAUGUGCUAACCUAUCGAGACCGCCGUUCGUGGCGCGAGAGCGGCAUUAACCUGCUGAAAUUAAUUUUCAGGCAUUUUUCGCAAUUCAUCACAAUUACGCCGCUCGUGUCGCUAAAAAAGAAGCAACAAAAGUGUGAUUGCAAGAGGUUUUUACUCUCGGCUCUUGCUGUUUCAUCAGCAAUUUAAAAAUGUUUGCUUUUAUCCCAAAAGGAAGAUUGAUUUUCAAGGGUAAAAUGCGUGGAAACUGCUGGUCUGCGGAAAAAAAUUGUCUUUCUUCUCUUGACUUUGUAGUGCAGGUGGGAACUAGGCUGUCUGGUAGGAGCAGAUGAGUUUCACACUAAGACGCUGGAAGAUUAUAGUCCUGCCUGGCUCUUAUAGUAAAGCAAUAAGGGGAUGGGAUUUUUUUUUCCUGAGGUGUCAUUGGGUUGGAUGGGUUUUCUGCUGCGCCGUUGUGGUGAUAGGUUAGUUUUAAAAUGGUGGGUGAUGGCCCCUGUGAAAGGAUAGAAGUGGCGCGUUUUCAGGCAGGAUGGUUCGGUCUGAGCAGCGAGGGGAGAUUAGUAUUCAUUGAGGAGCGAGAGGCAUCCCGGCUCCUUUCUCCUGUUGCUCGACCGUCUCGCCAGAUGGAGGGGAGGGUUUUUGCAGCCAGAUUAAUGCUGUCAUCUGAGGUGUAACCUGGCCUUACAGGCUUCAGGCGUGGUUAUGGGAGGCUAAAGAAGGUCCUUUAUGUCAAUCCUGCUGUUGAAGCGACUCAGGCUGACAGGCCGCAGUUAUUCCCCCUCGCAGAUUAAAACUGCAUUGCUUUGAAAUGUUACUCUCAUGUGGUUCUCUCCACAAAGAAAGCUUUUCUCUCUGUUUUUUUCUAUGGAAUAAUGAGAGCAGAAAUGGUUCUAUUUUACCGGUAGUUGAAGGUGCUUUAUAACUCUAAUAUCCAAAUAACAUGUUAUCGUUUUACAGCCUCUUUAGUUGGCGAUGUCUGCUUGGGUGCUGCUUAGAUUCUAAUGUCUAAUAAACCUAAAUCAUAAAACUAAUAAAUGUCAACAAAUAUUUAAGAGGUUGCUAAGAAACUGAUGAGAUAUUUAUGGCUUCCAGAGGAUUUACCCUGAUAACUUUGCUGCUUUCAGGAUUUUUCACCUCCCUGAGAUUAAUACUUUUUGAUAUAUUGUGACAUCUGCAUUGCCAUUUCUUUCUGGAUGUACUCAGGAUCCUUAGACCCUUAGAAGAAUAAAAGGGUGGUAAUAUCCUUUAUUUGAGUUUUUUGGCAUCCGUAGAAUAGACUGAUAUUUAUAUUAAUGGAUUUUUAUGAUAUUCAGAAGCAUACAAGACCAUCAGUGACAGGAUUGAGGGUUUUGAUUUAGCAAUUUUUCAUGUCCCAAACUGGUGUGAAGGUAGGUGUCAGACAAACAGCUGAAAAAACAGUCUUCUUUUUUUAAUUUUAAAUAAAAUAGUCACAAUAAAUGAUGCAUUUGACUGUCACUAAUUAUCAGGUUGAGAUUUUUUUGUCAUAGAAACAAAUUGCACUUUGUCCACAGGGGCCGCCAAAUUCACACCCAUCUAAAGUUCCUCACAGGAGCUUUAAAAAAUACUCAAAAGUCAUCUUAAUGUUUAAAUACCAACAAUUUGAAAAUUAUCUGCAAAGUAAAACUGAUCAAGAAGUGAGUAUUUUGCUUGUCAUCGUGAGAAGUGCACAUCAGUGAAUUGUGGCUUAUCUCAAAUUAAUUUAAAUUUCCUAAAACUGAAGUCUUUGUGCACAAAAAUUACAAUGAGUAUCUCAGAUAAUGGGAAACUGAGAUUAAAGCACACCAGGAUAACUAAGUAUUUCAUAUUUAUGUGUCAGUUUUACUCUACUAUGAUUUUCUUUCCCAAGAAAAUCAGAAAAUUGCUCAAAAAUAUCUCUGACAUAUUUGGAAUUUGAGUUCCUGGUGAUUUUGUGGCAUUAUUUUUAGAGCAUUUGUCAUUAUGACAGCUGAAAAUGGCUCCCAUACCAAAGAAAUUCAAGAUAAGCUGGCAUGAAAUUUCAACCAGAAAUAUGAUAUUAAAAUGUCAAGGUUCCAAUUUUCUUAGCCUUCUUUCACCAGCUUACCAUGUAGUAGUAUGUCGCCCCAAAUCCUCUGACGCUGGUCUUUGUUGGUUUCCAUAAAUCCCUCUGCUAUGUUUUCCUUCCCUCAAGUGUUUAUUACAGCUGUGACAUCAAUCUAGCUCCUGGAUCAAAUUUUCACCCUGUUUGGUCCCUCUGGUGGUGAAGCAAUUGCCAUUCGAAUUAAAACCUCGGGGGUGUUGACCCUCAAAAUAGAAACAACCUACCAAGCAGAAUAUAAGGCUAGACUGUAUUUUAUAAUCUCAGUGAUCUGUCAAACCGGGGAAUAAUUGGCUCUUUGGGAUCACUGAGAAUUGAAGGCGGGUAGAGUAAUGACCUUACCAUCACUUGAAGUGAUGCUUCAGCCUGUAAGCCUCCACACAUGUUAUUAGUCUAAGCGAAGAGAUUUGAGAGGAGAAAUUCCAUCCCAGAAACAUCAGGACGGUGUGAUUUCCCACACAGAGAGCAUCUCUGUCCAGACGAGAGUCACAUCACAACAACAUAAGAGCCUGUUUUUCUUUGUGCACCAGUAAGAUUACAAAAAUGUCAUGUAACUUGAAUUCCCCUGAAGAGAGGAACGAAAAUACCUCACAUUACUACUACUGUAUUUUUGCUUUAUCAUAACACACAUCAUUCAAAAGCUGCUGAGAGAAUGUACAGAGAAUUUUUACAUUUUAUUGACACUGAUCUCAAAUGAUCAGGGUUUCUUAGGCUGCAGCUUUUUCUAAUUCUGUUACUAAACCUCAAUCACAGCCUUUUUAUUGAUUUUCCUAAAAUAAAAUCACAAGUAUAGAUUAAAACUGUGGGCAACAAAAGGGAAGAAAAGCAGCAUUUAACAUUUUUAUCGCAAACUCUUUUCAUCUUAAUCUCAAUCCAGUUAGAUUUUUUCAAGGAUUAAUGUUUCCUGACCAUAAAUUAGUUUUUUAAUAAAUGUUCUCUCUGAUUUUUCAAUCAUACGGACAUGUCAAAACCAGAUAUAUUGAUGAGUCUAGGGGUUAUUUAAUUUCAUUUAAUUGAAUUUUAUUCUAAGUGAAAAAGUAUAGAGAGGGUGGUUUUGCAAAUUACAGUUCUACCCUCAAGGGUCAGCAUUUAAUUUUCACCAAACAUUAUACCACUUAUUCCCUGGCCACCGAAUAAAGACAUAAACAAGUUGACACAAAAUAUUGAUUUAAAGCUCCUGUGGGGAACCUUUGAUUUGAUAACCCUGUUGUUUGUCUUGUUGUCUACAUGCUUGGGUAGUGAUUUUUGAGAAAAACACUCAAAUGUAUCUUUCAUUGUGAAUAUUUAUGUGUGAAUUUUAAAACAGAGCUGUUUCUGUAGCUGCUCGGCUGACACCUAUCACUCAAAAACAAACACAAAAAAAACAAAAAUCAAUACAUUUUUCUGCAUUAAAGGAUUUUUACUUCACUUCAACCAGAAACAAGACAAAUACCAGAACUUUUACUGUUGUUGUUUUUAUUUGUUCUACAUUUUCCUGAAGUUACUGUGUGAUUGAUAACCUCUCACCAGCUCUUCUGUCGUUGUGAAAUCGUACGAGGACAGGAUCUUGCUCCACUUUUCCAUGUCAGUGUCUCCACAGUCUGCCUUCAUAUCUUUGCUCAGUGACUAUCAUUCCUCUCCAGACUCUCAUGACUCGCCUGAGAUUGAAACUUGUUUUUUUUUUCCCACAUUUUCAAAAGGCAGAGGUGAAAUGUGUUGGAGUCCUUUCUGCAUCCUGAUUUGAUACGACAUGAUCAGGCUGGCUCUUGCGUUGCUUUUGCUGUUGAGAACUUUUAACUGUUGUCAUGGAGUUUUGACCAGUCGGAGUCAAGAUGUCUGCAGUGCAACAGUGAUGAGUUUUUGCUUACAUAAGCUGUGAAGCCAGAGAAGAUAAAGUUGUGUGGUGGAAAAGAUUUUAAAGUUAUGUCAUAUUUGACAACCCUGAACUCCGUUAGCUUAAACAUGUACCAGCAAACAUUCCCUGCCCCAUGAAGCCUUGUAUCUUCUUCAGCGAAGGAGCAGCAGACAGUCACGCACUAAGUCACAUAAAUUAGGGUCUAUACAGCAGGUUGAACAUAAUGUUGUUGUUUUUUUCAGGUGGGGAAUUUUCUCAUUUCUAUUUCCAGCCCAGAGGUUGGUUGGUUCGCUAAAUUGAUCAGGUGAACACAGCAGCUUCUAAGAAACCUGCUCACACCUGAUAAGCCCAGUAACCAUGGCACCACCUGUACCGGCACAGCUCAGACAUCACAUAUGCCUCAUUUCAGAUAGGAAGGUGAAGUCAUAGACUUUCCCUACAGUCAAGUUUACGGCUAAACAGUUGAUAUUAUUCUGACACCUGAGGGUAUAGUGAUAAGUAAUACUGUCUCCUCCUCUCAGAUAUGACUGUGCUAAGUAGUUUUCAAUCUAAACUAAUCAAAAUGUGGGUGCAUGUUCAGCGAUUAAUGUAAAUCUCUAUUUGCGAGAAGCUGAUUUAUAUUCACAGGAGGAGAAAUCUGCCUCCUUCAAAAGCUGUUUCAUAAAAAUCUGAUUCCUCUUUUGAAGGUUACUCCCUCUGUUUUCAAUUUGUGGUAAAGCUGCUGACAUUUUCAACCUAAGCGUGAGAUUUACCAGGGAGUGAGUGAGGGUUCAGAGGGCCGAGUUAAACUCUGAAUACGUACUCCAUCAUUGCCGAGGGCCUUCAGAGAUCAAAUCUCUAUCAAAUCAAAUGAGAUAGCAGUGCAGAAGUACCUUCAAACAUACUGUUGUAACUUCGCAGAGAUCAGAAGCCUCAGAAAACUUCAUAAAAUAGUUUAGCAAAUAAUUAAUUCAAUAUGUAUGCACCAUAUUUUGACUCUACGACAGCAGUGGGUAUUUACAUUGAGGUAGGCAGUAUGUGUGGGCCAGGAAGGGCUGCUCUAAAAACUGUUUAGGAACCAAAAGAGCCAGUCCUUGUUAAGCCAGAUGAUCUGGACGACUCAAAGGAGCAGGAAUUCCCAUCAGUAGUAUCGUCUGCAUAAACAGUUUUCAUCAAAAAGAGAGUAAGGAUCCAAACUCUGCCCUUGCAGAAUAAGAUGGAUCACAGGCUAGUGAUGGGCACGGCAGUUCUCAUAGAUGUACUGAAUCACUAGAAUCAGUUCACUAAAAAGAUUUGUUCACCAAAUCACAGAAUCAUUUAGCGGGAGAAGCUUGCAACUCCGACCUCCUGAACUGAAACACAGCUAAACGUUUUAGGAUUCAGUUUAAUUCAUAGCUUCUGGGACCGGGAGACGGGAGUGUUUGGCUGUGUUGCUUUGACUAACAGGUUUGUAAAAAUGAACUUGUUUAUAAGUCAUGAAGUUUUUAGUGUACUGUCUUAUGGUAUGCUAUUUAUCAGGUCUGCUCGGUAAGUUGGGCUCAGUGAGUGAUUCGUUCACUGACCGUUUAGAAGAAUUCACACUGAACAUGAACCGUUCCCUCGCAAACCGCUGCAAUGAUAGGAUGCUGCGGGUUUAACGCACUACUUGUUGCAUGCUGUGUCCUAUUGUAUGCAAGCUGUUGUGGCGGCAAUUUAGCAGUGAAGAACAGGUAGUUUUGUCCGACAAAAAUGAUUCCAGAGAGUGUAGUUCAAUGCUUGAUUCAUUCACCAAAUGAUUCAGGCGUCGGUGCAUGCGGUCUCUCGUUUGCCGGCUGCUGGCCUGGCAAUGCUGUUUCUUACUUCAGCGCAACUGAAAUGAGAAACGAACUAAUCACUCAAGGAAGUGAUUCGAAUCAGUACGUUCACUUAAAAGAUUCAGUUCUUUUGAACGAAUCGUUUGCGAAUGACACAACGCUAUCACAGACAACUUGAGCACAAUCAUAAAACCUUUGUGAUUUUGAAGUGACCAAUGAUCACUGUCCCGUUCAUUCAAAUUGGUUUUCUGUAAAACUCAUGUUACUUGAAGCGUUAACUUAAAAUCUUUUUUUUUUUUUCCUGUAGAAAACAGCACCAUCUCCUCGACAAUAUACAGUGCCUAUAAGGCGUUAACGUCUGUCAAGUUCAGUGUUGUUUGGUUUCACCAACUCAAAGCUGUUGGCUGGCAUUAGCAUCAUCUGCUCCGCUACUCUUUGCUGGAAGGGGCAGCAGCUCUGCCUCAACAGCUGAAUGGUAACUUACAGCCGGGUAAUGAUUCUCUGUGGGUCCAUCACUUUAAGUCACCCAUUUAAUCCAUCAACCAUAUAAAAAUGUUGAAUUUUUGUUGAAUGUAUUCACUAAUUGACCAUUAAUCUUGUUUAAUAUAAAAAAGGGCAUGUUAAAAGCAUUCCUGAAGGAACAGAUUUCAGCUCUCUCAGUCAAACCUGGUUUUAAAGGAUUUGUACAUAUUGACUGAAAACAAAGCAGGUUUUAACAGCUGCUUUUCAAAGUUUCUAAAAGAGUAAAACCUUAUCGUCAGUUGCUUUCAAUAUAUUGUUAUUCAGUUUAAGCAGAAAAAAAGCUCUUCAUGCCCUCAUAAUUAACAGUGCUCCAGUUUCAUAUCACAGUUUGUGAUUAAAACGACAAUUCAGACUCAAACAUCUGCUGGUUUUGUACCAUUUUAUAAAGUAUUGAAUUAUUCAUUCAUUCGCCUCCACACUGGAACUUACUCAUUACUGGAAAGCAGAACAAAGUAUAGACAGAUAUCCUGCUGGAGUUUUCCCUAAAAAAAUCCUGGAGUGAUCCAUCUGGACUGAUUUUAAAUGAGUAGAUUAGUCCUGUAGUUACAGAAAUCACAGCACUGCAGUUAAGUGCAAUACUAGAUGAGUGGCUCUAUUCAACAAUCACCGAACAUGAAAAGGAGGGUUAACACAGGCAAGUGAUUGAAAUAACAGCAUGCAGUUUCCAUAAAGGUGCAGGUAAAAGUGUGCAGUUUUGUUAUCGAGGAAUAGUGUUAUAUAGUGAAUACCACGACCCAGCUGCAGGUGUCUUUUUCUGUUUGUUUGGAAAUAACAAGGUGGGUUGAAGGGGAAAGUGGCAGUUUGACAACAGUUAGACCUAAAUGGUUGGGCUGAAGGGUCGGACAAUCGUUUGCACCCUCAGGGGCUCGCUUGUGUUCCUAGAAAACAGAAAGUGGCUUUAAAACGAAGGUUAGACCGGCAAUUUUCACCAGAUUAUUGAUUCAAGGCACAAACCCAACACUGCUGGCUGGAUGUGUCUCACACGGUCAUGUCAAUAUGGUCAGAAAAACAUAAUUAAGUCAAGUAUUGAUGAGUUGUCGACCACUUACUUGCUUUUGUUAAAAAAAGAAGCAUCAGUAAGCAUAAGUAGAAGUGAAGCUUAACAUGAUUUGGCUAAGGAGAGAUGCAGGAGUGGCAGCUGGUUAUAAGGGAUCAUUGACAAGCAAAUAUGGAGUACUGAGAGUCAGUCCGAUUCACUGAUGACUUGAGUAUUGGCUACAUUCGAUCCAGGAUGAUGGAGAGAAGGACUUCGACUUAGUUAUUGAUUGAGGCUGUUUUUGUUAGCUUUAGAUGUAUCGCCCCACUUACUUGUUCACUUGUGAGCAACGUCUCUUCACGAUUACCGUUCAUGUGCCGUCAGGUUGAGGUACAGUGACUGCCAGGAUGCCUAACUCUAGCCCUUAACAUAAAAGUGAAGGUGAGAGUAAUAUUUCUGAAAGUAUUAAAGGUGGAGUAGGCAGGAUCUGAGGAAGUGACAGUUUUUGGGAGAAAUCUCAGAAAUGAAACAGAUAGUAACACAUAGAAACUGUGAACAAAACAGUAAACACGUGUGAAUGAACUUCAUCAUGAUUAAUAAUGGAUUCUAAAUACUCACAUUCAGAUUAUUCAGUGACAAAUGGUUAAAAAUACUAAAUAAACAACUAAAAUAUAAAUCAAACAUUUCUAAAGCAUUCCUGUUACUUAGAGUAAAGUUAUGAUUCAUACUCAAUAAAUUUAACUCUUAAAAGUUGAUGAAACAGUCUGAAAAGCUGUUGGUCUAAAGAAAUCGAAGAAUAAGGAUUUAUUCUGUCGGAGUGGUAACUUGGCUUCUGGAGCACAUAGAAAAAUGGGAAACAUCUCAUUUUAACACAAAUUUCAUGAUUAGACAGAUUAGUACAUUGGUGAAAGAAUACAAAUGACUGAUCAUGACAUCUUAUGCAUUCAGCAAAGGAAUGCAGUUCUUAUCAGAACAUAGUUGAGCAGGGUUUUACGACCGAUGUCUGGAGGUCAGUGUCCUGCUCCUCAGACCUUAUCUUGGGGUCCGUAUGUUUAAGACAGUAAAUCACAAAUGGGAGAUCUGGGCUGAGGCGUUAAUGUUUAUUCAGAUGGUCAGUGAUGGAGUUAGUUUGAAAGGUAAUAAAAACUCUGUCUCUGUUCUCCGAAUUGACCAAUCGUGAAGAGUCAGAGGUUUGGUCAACCUCCGGUCGUGUCAGUUAGGUAACCUGAAAGUGCAAAACAAGUCUGGAAAGAUUUAUAUCCUGUGUCAUGGGACCAGAUAAGGAAACUUUCCUGCGAGGAAUGUGUGAGUUUUACACACAGGGUUGUCUUGAUUGCUACACAGGCAUAACAAAUCACAGCGGUAUCAUUAUAUUAACAAAUGUCAUCAAUAACUAAUAGCUAUUGACUGAUAUUAAAAGCUGUUUUUGAAUCCUGCCUACCCCAUCUUUCAAGAGCAUAACUUAAAAAUGAUCAAAACUACAGUUUUUUUUUUUUGCUCAUGUUUUUGUGCAAUGAUUAAAAGACACAAAAACCAAAGCACAAAAUUUGCCAUCAAAACAGCAAACAAUAACAAUAAUUUAAAACACUUAUAAUACAAGCCAAAAAAGACCAUGUUGAAUAGACCAAAGUUUGCUUGUUGACAUAUUUAAAAUGUCAGUUUUUAAGGAGGGGAACUUCACAGGAGAGACUCAAGUUGUUAAAUAGUGGUGCCGAAUAAUCAUGCAUUAAUAUACAGGAAAAGGUUUACUUAGUCCAGUGGAGAUGAGGUUUUCUGCAGAGGAUUAGGGCCACUGGGAAGAAAAGGUCCUAUUUAUUUCUAUAUAUGUUUAUAUAAGUCAGAAUUCAGAUGUUUUUUUUCCAGAAUAAUAAUCAUUAUAUAUACAUACUGGACCUCAUUUUUUUUCUAUCUAGUCGCCCUAAUCCUCUUCCGUAGUUUUCAAUCGUAAAGUGUGUGAAUCAUUAUUGGAAAUCAUCAUCAAUCACACACCGUGCUCACCACCUGCUUGAUCUCACUAUUAUAAUGGGAUUGUCUCUUGAGUCAAAGGACGGUGUGGUCAUGAUAUGAUGUAUUUCUUGUGUACGACUUUUGCACACACACACACUAACCCCCCCUCUUUGCUAAAGCCAGCUUGGGCUGAUAAUAAGAUUAGAGCACACAGAGGCAGCUUAGUGACCUGGCCUAAGACGCGGUGAUGGUUUAUCCAGAGCGGCUGCAGAUAGACAUGAUUGGGGAAAGGAGCAGGAGUGUGGGCGGGAGGCUGCCGAGGUCAGAGUGCAUCAGGAGCCACUCAGUCACUGUGCAAUUGUGCCUGUAGAGUCACUCUGUGCUGGGUGUUAAUUGCCACUUAAGAGUCACUAAAACUUACCCAUAAAACACCUCCUUAAUGCACCUAACUUAAUUAUAUGUCUGUUUUUUUACACAAACACUCUCCAUCCUUCAUCCAUAACCACCACCUCCACAACAAACACAACAUCACCUCCAUCAGUGUCCUCAUCCAUCCAAACCAAUCAAUGCUCUGUCGGACUGAGGGGAAAUUAAAGCUUUAACCCUUUUGCUGCCACACACAUAAUUGAGGAACCAAUGAGAAACAGAAAUAAAGUAAAAGCAGUGAAGAGUUAAAGUUUUUUUUUUCUUCUGAUAACUAAAUCAAAAUACCUCUUAGACAUAAAUUUAACUUAUCAAAUAUAUCAACAACAUAUAGAGCAUGUGUAAGACAGUUGAUUUUAUGUAUAUAUGCUGUGAUUUUAACAUCAUAAAGUGUUUCACUUUUUCUGCACCUUCCCAACCAAAAAUGGGAUAAAUGAUUUGGAUUUUGCUGACUGACUUGAUUGAUAUCUUAAAAAAAAAAAAUCAGUGAUCACCUUUUUAUAACCAUUUGUCUUGUUUAUGGGGGUUAUUUUUAGCCCUUAAUAGCUUGGGCAGCUGAAAAAAGAAAUGGUAACAGGGUAUGUGGGGAAGAGUGAGCUGGAAAAGACAUGCAGCAAAGGGUAAAGGUCAGGGGUUGAGCCAAUAACCCCUGCAACAAAGACAGCUGCCUCAAAGCUGCAGUGUAAUCGUUAACCACUAGGCUGUGCUGUAGCGCUGGUUUACUCCACCUACCAUAACACUCUGAUGCUAAAUUGCUAUAAUGCUCUACUACCCGGAUGUAAACAAGCACAGAUUUCAGUCUGGCCAGGUUUAGUAGUAUUCAUGAAUUAUAUAGCAGAGAACAUGUCCUCGACAUAAUUUGCAGUGCACAUUACUCUGCCUCAUGUCCAACAUCAACAAACCAAAAUAUCUCCAUACCACCAACGUUUUUGUACCACUGUUUUCGCCGAUGUUGUCAACUGUAGAGCCUUAACCUGCAUAUCUGUGCUUCCUGUUACUACUAAGUUAUUCGCUACUUGGUUCUAAUUCAGCACAUGAUUGGUUCAGCGCAAAGCAGACCUGGAGCAACUCCCCUUUUUACUGGCUAUUCGUAAAGUCUACCAAAACAUGGCAGAAUGACGACUAUCAAAAAGAAUAUUGACCAUGUUUUAUAUUGAUAUUGAGGGAAAUUAAUUCUCAAUAUAUAUCGUUUUAUCGUCCAGCCCUUGUGUCUGGUUAAACUGGCUCAAGUGGACUGAGAGCUGAUCAACUUGGACAGACCCAGGAUACGAUACAGAUCUUUGAGAUAGGACCCGGAAUUCCAGGAGGGAGAACGAUGCCUCUUUUCUCCCCACUCUGCACUUUAAAUACUUAGUUUCAGUAAUCCACGAGAAGUUGAUCACUGUUUGUGGCAACACUCCUCGACAGAAAGCCCUCAAGGCACAAACCUCCUGUUACCAGUCAUAGCUCUGUUUUCUCAGUACAGACAUCACAACAGAGGCUGACAGACCAAAAAAGGACGACAACAAACCAAACUAAGAGGCACAGAGACAAGAGAGAAUAAGAGAGAGCGACCGAGCAGGAGGCCUGACUGGAGUAAAUCUCUGACUGGCUUUUAGGUGAUUGACUAAAGUGAAUUGCAGAGGCUCAGAGUCGCAAAAAAAAAAGGAACAAAAAUCUUAUAUAAGGUUUAGCGGCCAAAACACCACUUUAAUAUCAACACUGUGCUCUGGAAGAAUGUGAAGGUGUUGCAUUAAAAGCUAAAAAUGACUUAAUUAAUAUAAUCAUUAGCUGCAGCUCUGGGGCUCCAUAGUUUUCCACACUCAGUGUCAUUCAUACCGUCUCAUUCAGCUCCAAAAUGUAAUUAAUUAUGGAAACAGGCCUUGUGGAAAGUGAUAUUCACGAUUUAUUGUAUGUUACAAAUUUGAUUCUGCUCAGCAGACUGAAAACGACAAUAAUUAGAGCCAUUUGUUUUUGGGCCAACGUCUCAGAGAAAAGCCACUGGCCAAGUCUGCUGUCAUUAAGACGCCAGCUUUUUAUCUCUCAACUUAUUGUGCGGAAAAAGCAAAGUAGCCGAAGAGGAUUACAACACAAUAAAUCUCUCUCAUAAUGUCUUUUGACCAUUAGGCUACACAAGGACAGCACACGGUCAGUCUCAGGGGAGCAACUGUUCCCUGUCUAAUCCCUCACCCAGGGGGAGCACUUCUACAAAAGCAGAGUCUAUAAUGCAUUCAGGAGCAGACCCUCGAGAGGCCUUAAAAGCCUCUUUCACUCUAUCUGUCAUGUCAGGGUGUGGGAGCCAUCGAAUCCUUUUACACUGUGAUAUAAUCCAUGUUGAUAACUUUCCUCGCACCUCUCCUAAAUUACUCCUGCUCUUAAUUUUGCACAAUUCAUGUCGUCUCUUUUACCGUGUGCAGACGCAUUCAUACCACAGACGGCGUCUUCAUUCUUCUUCAGGAGAAAGUUUGAGAGAUUGAUGGCUCAGUGGAUGAAUUUAAUGGUCAGUCAUGUCUCUUUGUUGUGUGUUUAUGAGUCUAUUUGUCAUUUAUUGUGGAUCUGUCUGCGAUUGUUGGAAAAAAAGCCUUUUAACUUAAUCAUUCAAUCUGUCCCUCACUCACUCACUCGCUCGCUGCUUUCUUCUGUCAAUUUAAAGGAAAUGUGCAAUUUAUUCCGGUCUUUGGAGAGAUUGUUUCGCCCUUGGGAAAAUACAUUUUACCUACAAGCUUGAUUUCCAGACUUGUGAACGAGGAGAUGAUGUAAAAGCUUGAUCUGUCAGAGAGCCACAUGGUUGAACACAAGUCCUAGAGGUCGAGCUGAGUAAAGAUGUAGUUUCACACAAUAGAGGCUCAGUUUAGGAUUAUUUUCACCGUCAUCCUGAAAUCAUUCUAAUUAUUUUCCUUUUUUUUUUGGAUGGUCUAUAACCAACAUGCUCAGUUUACUAUCACACAAGACAAGAGGAGAGCAGAUUAUCGGAGUUUUCAGGAACUCGGUAAUGUUUGGCAUUUUGAAAGAUUUAGGGAUUCCACAUUAAUACUGUCUGCAAAGGCUGUGUAAAACCUGCUGCAGUCAGAUUUUGAUUCAUUUAGCUAAAAAAGGUUGCCUGCACUCACAAUCAGCUGCUUUUUCUUUUGAUGUCUAUUGUGUCGUCUGUGGAGACUGAAGAGGCUUCAGAGUUUCUUCAGGUGAAGGGGAAACGCAGACCUAACUUGCGCUAAAUAAUGCAGAUGCUCGGUUUGAAAGCAGCUGAUCUCAAUCUGACUGAUUCUGUCAAGUGGAUGUAGUCACUGCAAAGUCGACCGCAGACUUUUACAGGACUGACUGGAGAAAGGGCAGACGGAUUAUCAACCUCUGGACGAUUAUUGGGGCUGAUAUUUGGUAUUCAGCUGAUUAUCUGUAUCAACCUUUUAUUGUUCAGAUAUGAUGAAAAAAAAGUGUGUUAUUUCAGCUCCUCUGCUUGUGUUUCUUCUCCUCUGGGGUUACAACAGUAUUUGAUUGGCUCGACACCAUGGGACCGGGUGAUGCAACAGUACUGUAACAAGUUAACUGUCACCUCCUGUAGGUGAUGUAGAAAACUUCAGUUUUGAUCAGACGAGGCAUUUAAGUUCAGGUGGUGCAGGAGUUCAUGAUUCUAAAUAUUGACAGAGUUUUUUAUUUUUACUGUGAAUGCAUACUGGUUGCAAAAUGUGAGUCUCAGCUUUAUGAACUGGUAGCAUUUUGCCAGAAGAUUCCACAUGUUGACAAUAGGCUGUAUAUGCUCUGUUUAGUUGAUUUAAUACCAAAUGGGGAUAAAAUCAAGUGCAUGAGUGAAUUACAUGUUAAAUCAAUGUGAAGACCCACUUAGGCUCAAAUUCUUGUCAGCAAUGUGAAUGCUGUUAAUAAGGUGAAUUGAGCACAUAACUCUUAUUUGAGAGAGAGUUGAGAAAUCUGAACCCCAGCGAAUUUCUCGCACGAUGAGUUGACUUUAAAACAGCUUUUUCGAUUUGAUCUGAUUUAAGACGGAUAUGUUGUGGACAGAUAUUAUGUAAAACAUGGUAAAAAUAAAAUGAUAUAUGGUCUUAUUUUCUGAUCACCCCCACAUAACUACUUUUUUUUGCCCAUUUUUUGACUUAAUUCACUUCUCAGUCCCGGAGGCUGCGUCCACUUUUUGUCAAAAAACACAUCUUAGGCAGUUCAUUUAAAGGGCUCUAUUUUCGUGCCUUGCCGGAGGAGUGGCACAGGUGCGGCGUAAGUCAGGUCUGCCGCGCCGACAAGGCGUACCCAAGCACAUUUUGGUAUUUCGGUGAGCGGCGCAGCCUGUUGUAAGUAUCCCCCCUCCCUAACCCAGCUCCUCCCAGUGGUGUAAUUAGCAGAGGCAUCGGUGACGUAUGCGCACUAUGCCGCCGGUCUACCAAAAUAACACCAGACCAGCUGCAUUCUGCCUGCGCUAAGAGCUGACCAGGUUUGAAUCGGCGAGCUUUCAGUGCACUUUCCACACCGGUAGUGAGCAUGAAAGUGUCCCCUCGGUGCACCUCAGUCCAUGAAAAUACUGAAUUGGCUAUGAACCGGGCUCCGCCACACAAAAAUACCUCUGCACAGGGUGUGCUACCGUCCGCUGUGCUGACGGCGGGCAUGAAAAUAGAGCCCGAAGUCUCAAGAGAUUGACCAUCAAAUGCCCACGAUAAUAAUUAUUUAUGAUUACUCAUGACAUACUGUAGGAAACUGUUUUAAGGUAAGUACCUUUGCCUGCUGCGUCCAGAGUCUUGUCAGCAGAAUCUAAAACAUUUACAGCAGAUAGAUCAGGACAUAACUCUCUGCCCUUCUGAAAGUCUCUCCAUCAAUUUUCAUGAUUUAUAUGUGUUGCAGACUUGUUGCAUAUUUUACUAAUGGACUUCUUCUUAACUGCUUGUACUUGUUUUUAAUGAAGAUUUUUAUCGGAGCAAUUAUUAAACCAGUUAAACUGUAAUCCUGUCUUAAAGGGAUUGAAGCCAAAAUGAUAAUAAAGCAAAAACAACACCCAAGGAUGAUGAAAAAAAGGGGUUUUUACAUGAAUCCAUCACAGAAAGUUUGAACUAAAAUAGUAAAGAUCAGCUUUUUUUUCCUUUUGGAGCAAAUUGAGUUUAGUGACCGUCCUUCAACCACAAAGCUAUGAGCUUAAGACCCUGUGUCGGCAAAAAAUCUUUCACUGAAUCUUUAGCAGCUGCGGGGCUGCUCUCCUGUUACUGACCCAGCACUUAAACCUUGUUGCAAAAAGAAAAUACCCCCACAGGGAUCAAUAAAGUGUCACAUUAGCCUGUUAAUGCACAGCUGGGAAGUACAGCAAUAGUGAAAUUACCUGUACAAAUCACAGCACGACAUUAAUCACGCCCGUGAUUUGCGAGUGUGCCAAACAGACGACUACAACUCACUCCUGUCAGCGGUGAAAUGUCACACAUGAACACUGCCGGCUGCUACAGUGGAAACUGCUGCAGAGGCACCGAGCUGUGCACUGAAGAGCAAUAACUGAAGCCCCAAUCUGCACGCCUCAUGGACUCAGCUGACUUUAAACUACUGAGGUGCAAUGUGGCAGCAUUUUCUGUCUUCAAUUGUUUUGAACAUAUUUACUGUUUGUGAAUCAUCUGGCGGUUUUUGAUUAUCGGACAAAAGGGAGUGAAGAAUUUAAUUGUAAUUACCUCCAAAUUAUUGAGUCUCCGGGGAAAUUACUGCUUGAUGUUUUCAGCAACCGAACUACAUUCUUGUGACACCCAAGUCCUGAAAUUCAAGAGACAGAAACACAAAGAUUUAACUCGGUUGACUUUUACAUUUCCAUGUGUCUUUUUGUGUUGCGUAAUCAUGCAGCUGCAGGUUUAGCUUCAGUGUGCUUGUGUCUGUUUGUGUGUGUGCGAUUUGUUAAGCUGAAUUAGGUGUGCUGCACCACUCAGUUGGGUGAAACGGGGACAGAACUAGUACCUGUUAAAGGGUCAGUUCAACAAAUUUCAAUACACUUAAAUUUCUAGUUCAGUGCAAGAAUAGCGAACGUAACAUCCACAGGCUAGGUUUUGUGGAUUACUAGAUGUAGAUGAGAUGUUAUGAGAGGAGGGGAUUGAUAUUUGAGGAUGUAAAAUUUGAAAUUGUGAGACUUUAGUGUAGGACUGGGUGAUUAUAUGAUCGUGAUCGAUGAUCGUGAUGAAUUUCAGUUCGAUCACGGUGAUCAGCUGUGAGCUUAUUUACUCGAUCAAACAUAGAUGUCAGCAAAAUAGAUGUCAGUCAUGACUUUGAGUCAUCCUCCGGAGAUGUUAUUGUUGUGAAUGAAAAUUAUUUAAUGUAAGUUGUGUGGCGGUGGUUCUGGUAUCUCCAAAGUGACUUUGAGGAAUCACCCUGAUGUGUAAGGUAUGUCGAUGAUUGGUUCCCCUUAAAAACCAGCAACACAGUAGAUCUGUUUAAUAAAAUAUUGAACUAAUCUCUAGUUUCUUCAGUUUUUAGUACAGAUGCUUUAAAACUGGCAGUUUAAAAACAAAUCAUGAUAAUAAUCGAGAUCGGAUGAUAUGAAAAAAAAAAACGUGAUCAUUUUUUUUGCCAAAUCGCCCAGGCCUACUUUAGUGUAUUGGUGGUUAAAGCCUCACACUUAAAUGAUCUACCUGUUCAGAUAUUGUCCAGGAGAAUGAAAUAUGAGCCAGAAAUGAAGUGAUUUGCCAAAUGUGAAUGAUGUACUUUUACUACAUGUCUGACUAAAUGCCACGUAGCUACAGAUCCGUAAGAUUCAACACCUCUUUUGUGGAGUGUGAUAAGCUCUAAAACUCAUUUAUCUAUCACAGGAAGUCGUCAAUGAUUUAGUUGUGCUGACCCUUUCACAAGAUGGUGCUGUAAGUGGACUAGGCUCAGCAGGGGAGACACAUUAGGUUGUUUUUCUCCUGUGGCAUCAAUUGGCUUAAGUCUGCUGCUCUGACCAUUGUCCAGGCCCCACUGUGGGUGGACAUGCUGCCGGGUGGAUUUGAAGGUCAACAGAGUUCACAUGCAAGUGUUAGACAUGUUGGAUAUAAUGUAGGACUCACCAUCUGAGCCCUGACUACACUGAAGGAGAGGGUUUUUACUCAGAUUGGCUGCAUGUUUUUCCAGAGCUUCUGUCUAAAAAUGUCACAUCUCCAAAAGUCUCUUUUCACCGUAGAAACGCUGACACGUGUCCUGCUCUGGUAGGAAUACAUGAGGUGAUUAAAAGUCUCCCAUGUCCUCGAUACAUGUUCAAAUGGCAUGCUAUAAUUAGGAUUUUUAAAAUAUUGAUUUCACCUCUGUAAUGGCUUCUGCAGCAGGUACUCUCAAUUAUUAAUCACCUCAUUUCUGGACUUAAGGUAAAGACAGAGGCUGAGAUGUAAAGAGACGGAAACAUGGACUUUAAAUUAGACCAGGAUCUAGUGGAUCCCAAAAGGCCAACUCACAAACUGAAAUUUUAAAACAGUCGAACACAACCUUAUAUCAUAUACAAUUGGUGUAUAACUCUAAAAUAUAUGAUAUUAGAGUGGAAAUGACAGGAAGCUUUGGUUAAAUGCGUUUCCUCAUCAUACAACAAAUGGCCCAAUCCAUUAAAGGAGUCCUGCUGAGUCAUAUUGAUCGGUUUCUUCAAAGUCUAUCAUAUGGAUUGUUUUCACUUAGUAAAAUCCAUACCCUGGCUUUGGGAGUAGCUCUGUGCUGUGGGAACUGUUGAUAUUACACCAGCGCACACGAAGUGAGACUAAACCGUAGAGUAGCUGAGCAAAGUUAAAUGAAGACCUUAUUUUCUGUUGGUGGGAGUCUGACGUUUAAAGCACAAAGUAGAUACGUCUUCUGUGUGGUUGAGUUGGUUUGGAAGAUAGAUAACACCAUUAACUUUAUGCUAUAAUCGCCUUUAGCUAGCAGCUGAUCAGCUUAGAUUAACACAAUGGCAGGAAACAAAGGAAACAGUAAUAGCUUUGCCUAGCAGUUAUACUGGAGAAAGUUCAGCCAAAAGAACAAAACGAAACAAAAACGAAACCCAACAACACCUCCAGAGUGCUGAUCAACAAUAUGAAAGGUUAAUACACACGCACACACCAACUUCAUCUUCUUACAAACACAUCCAGAAUUGUAAUGUCUCUUUGUUCAAAGGUGUGUGUGUUUUCGUUCUUACCCGGGAAUCUCACGAGACUCACAAGUCUUCUCGUGAGACUGGAUGAGAUCUCACAAGCUCUCGAAUGUUUCCCCAGGAGUCAUAGAAUGAGAUCCACCGAUCGGUGUAUAUAAACGGCGGUGUGUAUAAACACCCACCUCUGACAACCCUGGCCUCUCCUAUUAUCAAGUUAAGAACAGUUCAACGUAUUGACUUUAUUUUAUUCUGAAAAUUAACCGGAUAUUUUACUCUGUAUCCGCGUGUAACUUCUGCUGUUGCUCGUGCUGCGCUGCACUGAAUUGAUGCACCAUGCUUCAGCGUACGGCAAAAAUAGAAGCUUUGCGUACUUGAUAUGGCCGCUGGAGCCCAUUCGCAGCGGAGCCGGACAGAUUCUGUUGAAUCACACACAUUGAUUAUAAAGCUUGCGUCUUUGAUCCACCUGCCGUGCUGUAGCGGAGCAGAGCCGUUCCGGAUCCUGUGGGUUUGCCCGUUAGGAGUCUGGUUAACGGGUAUCAUUAGUCAAGUAUUAUUGUCACAAUUGUAAGAUAACGCAAAAGUCGAAACCCUUUUGAUUACCACACUGAGAUAAAACAGGUCAUGCUGUGAUUUAAACAAAUCCAAGAUGGUCGUUUGCCUUUGUCUCCCGUCUUUAAUGCUGGCUGAUGGCUUCUCCUUGUUUCCAACGGAGACAUUCAAGAGUGAUGAUAUGUUUUCUGUCGUGUCAAACUGUUUCCAUAAAUAGACAAUUAUCAAACACUCUUUAACUCAUAAUGAAAAGUUUUACCCUCCAGAAUUCCUUGCACCCCCCCACCCCUCACGUGAUGAACUUGGGAGGCAUCUGAUGUUGUUUACGGAUUAUAAACCUCAUCCUGUAAUUCCCCUCUAAGCUGAGAAGCUCAGUGGAAAUCUGAAAUCAGAUCACUCAACCUCCUAAUUACGUUCUCACUGCAUUAAGCCCUCCCUGCAUCCCAAAGGCGGUGAAGUGGCUCUGUGAGGAAACUUUGUGGGGCCUCAGCCGCCGUGUUUCGACCCUAGACUUGUGCAGCAGCGCUUGAGUUAGCCCUCACAGUCAGUCUUGACAGCACAACUCUCGGUGCGCGGUGACACAUGACAGAUCUGGGAGAUAAAACGACCAUUUCUCGCCCUGCUGCCACUUUAAUGGUUUAUAAAUAUCUUCUUCAAAGACGGAGGCGGCGUUGGGUGGCGGGGGUGGUUAUGGCUCUGUGUUGUGGUGCAACAUUGCAGACCCAUAUUAGCUCGCAGUUUGCCUUUCAUUCCCUACCUCUGGGACCCAGGAGCUGGCUAAGAGUUCACUAUGGGGCUGUGUGAUAGACAGCUGGAAUGAAAGGCCAUCGUCUUUCCCUCAGUCCGAAUCAAGCGAACACAACAAAACCACAGAAAGACAUGAACUACUUGUUGUUCCGCAGCUCCUUUUCUAGAAAGACUGAAUGAAUACCCAUGUGCACAGAUGUAAACCUUUCCCCCUGCUUACAUAAUUCACACAAGUUAGCUACAAUGCGAGCCUUUGUUUACCCACAUAAACACCUAUAUCCCCUGUGUGUGAGGUAUUUGCAUGUGAUCAAAGCCUCGGCUCACCGCACCCUCCUUCCCCUCGCUCCCUAUAGGAACCUGUUUUCUCCAUCCUCCCCGUUCGUCUGUCUUGUGUUUUGUUUAGCUCCAGGGGCAUUGUGUUGAAUGUCAGAGCUGCUGGAAGACUCGCGAGGCAUCAAGGGCACAUGCCCCUAUUGCUUUAACGGCACAAUUAUUUAUGUAGGUAAACGUUUGAAGGAGAGUGGGAGGACGAAUGGCGAGGGUAUGAAAGGGUUCAAAAGGUCGUCGAACUAUUGUGGGCUCUCACAAGACGCAAACGCACAACUGUGCAGUGUAUGAAAGUGUUAUCAGAGGCCAUGGGUGGAUUUAUGAUCAUUAGAUGUCCAGGAAAUUUAAGUCAUGUAUAGAUUUAGCAGUGACGACUCACACAGGCUUUUUUUAGCCUUGCUCAAUAUGUCAUUUUUGGCAGAGCCUCUUUUUAUUGUGGUCUUGGCAGAGACAAAGGGUUAACAUGCAGCUGCUUUUUCAGAGGAAGAGACAAAAUUUUCUAUGUGAUCUGCCUAACCUUUUUCAUUACUAAUAUGAGCAGUUUAAUCAAGCGUGGAUCUGAUAAUCACUUCUUAAUGAUGUUUUUUAUUAAGUGUAAAAUGAUAGAUUCACAGAGAAUUAAAGGACUUCUCUGUUUUGUGUUUUUUUAGCUGCCGUCUUUGAUGUUAUUUACUUGGAGCAAACAAAUGUUUUCAGCAAAUACAAGCUCUCAUAAAUCAUAAUGAAAUGGCAUUUCAUCAAGAGUUUCACACAACCCAAACUGAGCUAGAAGGAGGCAGAUUGUAGGACUUUGUUCACCAGAUGCCCAGAAAAAGAUGCCACAAAAACCACAAAGAGAUCCUCUUUGUGUUACAACACAGUAGGCUGAUACUUUGAUUUUCUUAAAAAGUGUCUAAACUUCAUGUGUGCAAAAGAAAUCUUGAACUUUAUCAUUGAAAACUCAGUAGAAAAGGUCAGGGAUGGAUGCAAAAGGGUUUCCAGGGGUCCCUUUUGAUUGGCCAUCCCAGGUGUCACUCUACAAUCCUAGCCCAUGAUUGGCUUUUGCCUCAUCGUAGAUGGGACUUAAUGCUCAUCAACAUCUUGGACAGGCACACUUCAAACAAACAUCUACUUUUUGAAUCCUGGAAGUAAUAACCCCAGAAGAUGAUCAAACUGUUGUUUUACAAAAGAAUCCAAUAUCUGUACUAAGGCCCGACCGAUAUGGAUUUUUUGGGGCCGAUACCGAUACCGAUUAUUAGGGGGGAAAAAAAAUCUGAUUACCGAUUAAUCGGCCGAUUUUAAAAAUUUUUAUGAAGGUAUAAAAAAAAAUAUAUAUAUAUACUGUAGAAACCACAGUAUACUGUAUACUGUAGAUAUACUGUAGGUUACUUCUCUUUACGCAGAGAACUUACGCAGGGAACUUUUUAAAUGGCGGAACAUUUUCGAAGUGAAACUGAAUCUUGGUCUCCGCAUUUUAUUUCUGAAAAUAUCGGCGAGUAUCUGCAAGUUUUGGCAGAUUACCAAUUUGCCUCAAAGGGGCUAAAAUUGACCAAUUUAAUCAGCUUGCCGAUAAAUCAGUCAGGUCCUAAUCUGUACAGUGCUUACAUGUCAGUAGUAAGGAAAAUAAAGAUAGAUCAAUGGAAUCGUAAAUCAAGUAUUUUGCAGAGGGAAAAAAAUCUGGGUUUUAAAUUUAGUCCAUGUCGCCCAGCCCUACAGAUCAGUUUGAAAAGGAAGAACCGCAAAAACUAUCAAGUCUGUUUAAAUUUGCAAAGCGACUAUUGUGUUGAAUUCAAGCUCAAAUGCCAUUCAAAAUAACUAAGCAAUCAUUUAAUCGGUGAUAAUCUAAAAUUUGCGUUUUUUUGUGUGUAGGUUUUGGGCUUUGAGAAUUAGCCCUUCAAAAUAAGAGUUUUCAAUUUAUUCUUUCCCAGGUCUCUUAGAAAGGACGCCACGAAAUAAUGAUGAUGAUCAGAUUUGUUUCUUUCACUUUAAAGCAUCCUUACCAACAAGAAUUAAAAUGUCAAUUUUUAGUCUUGAACUAAAGUUUAAAUGAAUUCAUUCCCCUUUAAUACAGUUUAUAGCAAAGUACACUUAAAGCAGCUGCGUAGCUGCAGUAACGGGGGUGACACAAAGUCUGGGAGCUUCAGGUGAUACCAUAGGUAAAGUAAUCAUAAUAAGAUGUUUGCUUGUCAAUUUGCCCAUCCACACAUGCAUUUUUUUUAAAUCUAGUACUGAUAUUUUUUUUCCCCUAUGUGAUCAUAAAUUUGCAGCAGGGACCAGAGGAUAGUUUUGAUGGUUUGGGGCCAUUUGUGUGAGGAGAAUCAAUUUGAACACAAUCAAAAGUUAAGAGGGAUUAAAGCAACCGUGAUGAGAUAGCACACUCCAAAUGGUUUAAAAUAGCUGCAAAGAUUACACUAAUGUAAUCCAAUUUAAAGAAGCCGCCUUUUCCCUAAUAUUUAUUAUUGAAGGGCCAUCUGUUUGAAGCCUUUGGGUCAGUCCAAUAUGCAGCUUCACACCAACAAGGCAUUUUUGUUGUCCCACAUUUCUCCCCGUCCUGUCCGUCAAAAAGUCAGAAGGAUUGCUUUUAUUUUUAGCUCAGUUAGAGUCUCCGUCCUCCAUCCUGCAAUCAGUUCUUCACUCAGUUAAAAAUGAAACUCAAGGUCAUUUAAACUUCCUAACCAGCUGGACUAAUGAACGAUUAUAAUGAGGAAGAGAGAUCUGAUGUUUAAAUUAUUGAUAUGAUGGUGUCUGUUCUUGCAUCGAUGGUCGUUUAUGGGUCAUUUAAAAACUUUGCUAUCACAAGUCUGACACAGAUUCAAGCUCAACGCCGGCUAAAGUUGCAGUAAGGAACAGAGCAGCAUCUCAUUUCAUGCACAUAUUUGUAACUUCUCUUUAAAUGCAGAUGUAGAACAGAGUAGGGGUACCAAAGUGAUCGGAGACAUUUUUACUGAUUUUUCCACUCCAUUUCUCUCCUGGUAGCUCAUAGUUGUGUGCCGAUACUAGAAUUUAUUAUGAUUUAACUGUGGGGUCAUUUAUUUAAAUUGGCCUGUGUGAAUGCUUCAAAGAUCAUGUCCUUCCUUUCUGGAUAUAUGGGUGCUCCCAAAACCACUCAGAGCUGACCAGUAUUCUGUUUGUUAAUGAGAUCCUUUCCAAGUGUUUGAGUUUUAAGGUUUUAUAGGUUUUAUUUAAUCUAAGAAUUAACAAUUAUUAACUAAAAAUAGACAGUGUCAUGUAUUUUCAUAAGCAAGGAAUGGGCUACAAAAAAGCUAAAAUAACUACUUCAUGAAUUUGUUGUUUGGCAUAUGGAGAAUUUAGUCUUUCUUAAUUUUACUAUCAGCAGAGCUGCCCCCUGUUGGCCAUUUGAAAGACUACAGCUGAGGCAGUUUAGCAAUGGCUGGGUUAGAGAGUUCAAAUAUGACGAAGUGAUGUUUUUGUCUAUAAUAAUGAUUGAAAUAAUAGUUGGAGAGUUAAUUCAACUGUAUAAUCCAAACAAAAUGAAGCUGCUCUGUUGUUUAUGUUUGCACUGUUUCAGAUGCUCUCCUGUGGAUUUUACUUGUAAACAAAAAGUAUAUAGUCGGAUGUUUGGAAAGAGUUAAUUUGACAUUUGUUUACUCAGAAAUCAUUGACCAAAUGACCAAUGACCAAAAAAAUCAUUCAUAGAAAUAGUUUUUAAUUCACCUCCUUACAAAUCAGUAACCAAUCAGCUGAUUGUCUCUCUUUACCGCAUCAACUACAAAUUAAAAAGGUGUCCCACCCUUAAUACCAGUCUGUUUUCAAGCCCUUUAGCCUCUAGACCCUGGUGUUGCUGCCUUGAAUGACUUCAGAUUAUCUGUUAAUUUUAAGGCAGCAGGUGGUCCGACCACUCAGUAUGGACAUUGAAUGUGGGUGGUGGGGUUGAGGUGUAAAGGGAGAGUAAAUCUGAGCCUCGGCUAAAUCUCCAGCUCCGGACUUGCACUCACAUGAUAGAGAGAGAGAGAGAGAGAGAGAGGGAGAGAGAGACAUGAGUGGAAGUGGAGAUUACUCUGAGAGAUAGAGUGUGGCUGGUUAAAGAGGAUCAGUUUAUCUUCACACAGGCCUACAUGACUCCCCGAGGGCUGCGAGAGGGGGACUGGCUUUAUCAUCCUUUUGAUCAUACACAGCGUAAUUAGGAUGGGAUGCCUUGUUAGACAUGCAAAUUACAAGUAUUUUUAGUGAUGAACUAGACACCUGUUUGGUUUUAUAUUUAGAUGCACGUGGUAUUAAACUUCAGCUGACUUACUUUACUUCAGCUCACAUCUAAUUAAUUCAUUUAUUGAGUCAUACAAGCUUCCCCAUGCUUUAAUGAUAUCAUACUUUCAGCUUUGGUUUAAGCCUCAAGAUCUGUAUGUUUUAUCCUAUGAAUAUGCUGCCCCCUGUAGAAAGUUCACGGUACUACAGCAGGCUUGCUUCAGAUCCUUUAAUUGUGCCCCAGCUCAGGCAUGCUUGACUUUUUCUCUGAUCAUUCUGUGCAGGUUUUGCAAGUCCGGCAUUGGCUGCUGUCUUAAUUGCUGCUGCAGCUGUGACUCUGCCAAUAUCUCUGAGCCAGGAUGCCCUGGAGGAAAGCAAAAAACAUUGUUUACUCUAAAGAGAAGAAUCCAAUUAGCAGAUAUAAAGCGUGGCUAGGCUGAAGGAUCGCCUUUGGCAGAGUGUAAUUAGGACAGAGUCUACUGAGGCUGCAUAGUAUCAUAUCUGCAUCCCUUUUAUUGGCAGCUCUUCCUGAUUUUUUCUACUCCCCUGUUGGGGAGGAUUUAGGUUGUCUUUAACCAAUAUCCAAAUCUUGAACUGUUGUUAUCUACCAGUCUGCAGCCAAACUCACACACGCCCCAGAUGGAGACAGCCAUGGAUUAGAGAAGAUUUUCCUUCAUUUAAUGAACAAUUGAAUGACAUAGUUCUGAGGAUAAACCUGCUCAAAGAAGCACAUGAAUAGUCUGGAGUGAAGAGACUAUGAGGGCAUUAUCCGACUUGAUCAUCUUGAAUCAUUCAGAAUUACAGGCCUUCACGUGAAGACGAGGUAUAUAGUCUCAUCAACCUACAACCUGAUCCUCUCUGAUUGAGUCACACCAUAUAUAGUAACCAACAUGCAAUGCCCACACAGCUCUCAUUUUCCAAGGGGAGAGAUUUCCAUGAAGACAAUCCCAAACAGCCUUUUCCUCAGUUUUGUUUCAUACGUCACUUCAUUGGUUUGCCUCUAAGCAAAAACAACAGCUUAUAGAAAUGAAAUUGUAGCUCUGACAGGAUUUGUGAGGGAAAAUUGAUCUUUUCAGACCCCUAAAGGGUGAAUUAUUCUGCUGCAUAUUGCGGUUCAAAAACAGGCGGAUGUGAUGAUAGCGAUAAGAGUGAUGGUGAUGAUGGCAGUGAAUAAAUCUUAAGCAGACAGAUCCAAAUAGAUGGCUUUGCGGAAACGGCUGGGUAUAAAGAUGUGGUUCAUGUGACGACAGGGGAAGGUUUUUGCAUUCAUGUCUCACAACACGCAUCACAGGAUUUGACAUCUUUUCAUGUAUGGAGGGGGAAAGGCUCGCUGUUUACCAUAUUCCCACAGCAGCCAUUUAUCUCUGCCAUCAGGUUCAAGAUGGGCUCAAAUGCUGCAGCCAUGCAUGACACACUGCUGGUUAUUAAAUCAUACAAAUAAAAUAGAAACGAUUUAUUCUGAUUAUUCUACAGUUUCUUAAUGAAUCAGUAACUAAAAAGGCAAUGAAGCAACAGGGUUGGGAUCAAACGGGUCAAAAGAUCUAACCUACUUUUACCAUUAGCUUUACUUUUCUAUCCUAAUAUUUUAUAUGUUUAUUUUCUUAACUAGAAAACAGUGAGUUGCUGUGUAAUAAUGACCAAUAACAACCUAAUUUGGCCGUCCCCUCAGAUCUCACCGUUCUGUUGUCUUCUCAGUUUCUGGCCAGCUAGAAAGUCGUUAGUAAGCGCUUUGUCUGAGACCUCAAACCUCCAUCCUGGGGAUACACGGUGAAAAAACAGCUUAUUGAGUGAAUUCUGCGGUUAAUCUCAGAUUUUCCAAUCUGUGAUGGUCUGUGAGACCUGUGCCCUCAAAUUUGCAGGGAAGACAGUUUUCUUACGCUCACUUCAGAUGUCAAGAUCUGACCAACAUCCAUCUCCCUUUGCUGUUUGCAGUUUGAACAGAAGCUUUGAUAACCUAGACAAAUUGCAUAGCCUCAGUCUAUAGCCAGCUAGUAGAUUUGACCAACUGAUAUUAAAGGAUGAUACUAAAAAUACAAGUAUGGCAUUUACUGAAAAAUGUAAAAAUGUUCAUUUUGUGCACAAAGGCAUGCAGAAACAAGUUAAAUUUAUCGUAAAGCUCCUGUGAGGAACUGUAUCAAGUUUGGCGCCCCCCUGUGGACAAAGUAGUCUUUACUUAUCUUGUCGUCUGCAUGCUUAAACUAUAAAUUUUGACAAAAAAAACUCAAAAGGAUCUGAAAAUCCACAGAAUAUGCUUGGAGUAAAUGUAGCCUUGAAGACGUUUCAUGUGGGCUUCCAGUUUUUUCAAACGUCUGUCCUGAAGCCUGAGGUGUGGUGUAACAGCGGUUGUCUGGAGGUGACGUUACUCGGACAAGGGUGUGCAGCCGGUGAGAGGGUGUCCUCUUCAUUAUCAAGGUUGUGUCAUAAUCUUGCAAAUUAGCUCGCUGGCAUCCAUAUUUCCGACAGAAUGAGACUGCAUCACUUUUUUAGAUUAAAACGCUGAGGGAGAUUACUUCAAUAAUGAAACAGGCGAAGUUAUACUGCAGUAGACCGUCUGUACUGUUACCGUGUAAAAUCAAACAGUUCUCCUGCAGUGGGCUGUCAAUAUCCUUAUUUUGAUCAUGAAUGUUCUUCCUUCAGCUGCGUCGCUGUAGUCUGUAAUGGACCCUCCUGAGGUCUCGCUACAAACAAGCAGCUGCUGAAAGAGAGUAGGUAAGUUGUGUGUAGUCUCUUUGUUAAAGAAAUUAGGCAAAGUUAAAAGGAUGUUUGGUAGCUAGUACUAUGGCUGGGACCCUAUAUGUACUGUUGUUGAAGUUAAGUGCUGUUCUGAGCAUUAUUUAUAGCUAAAGAGUGGUGUUUUGGUUCAGGGUUGUUUAUGGUUCCUCAGACCGCUGUGUAUUGCUAGAGUGCGGUUGUUAAUAAAGUUGGUAUAACUAGAGAAGCAAGCGGUCGGCAACAUUCAUCUGUCUUUGGGGUGUCUAACUCGGUGUUACGGUGUGUUCAACCCUAAAUCAAUUUUGCGCCUGGAAUAUCCCUUUAAGCAUCUUGAUAUUGGUCUCUAUGAGGAUCGACUCACAUUUGGAAAGCAGCCCCAACAGGCCGUUCAAAGAACUGCACUUCUUACACUCCUGUAUUGAUUUAAUUUCUUAGCACUGAGGGUACCUGCUUGAUAAAACAUGUGCUUGUUUAUUUCCUCAGUGUGAAACCUCACUCACCUUUUCGUUCCAUAAGUAGCUCAGUCACACAUGUAUCCCAUCAGACUACAUAAUGUAACAUCAGUUCUCUAUCCUGGUCUCAAUAUGUGAUUGCUCUGCAGAGUUAAUUCAUUAAUCUCAGUCAACACAAAUCCCUGCAACAUUUGGUGUGUGAGUGCAGUUUUAUUACAGGGGGAGACUCUUUAAACAUACUUUUAACAAAACUCAGAUGUGAAUUGUUCAGGAAAAGCAUCAGAAAGCUCAGAUUCUUUUUAUUUAAGAUAUUUUCUAUCCCUGUUUUUUUAAUGGUGUUCCCUCAAAUGCUCCAAAGUUCAUCUUUUGCUCAAAUGUUUGAUGUCCAUGUGCACUGAGGCUCAGCAGAGAUCGCAUAGCAUAAACAGUUGAACGUAGAGCUGAGCGAGCUGUUAAUCGUCAUUUAAAGAUGUACAUGGUGUUUGUGACGACGAUGAUGAGGAUGAUGAUGAUGAUGGCAGCCACAUCAGUGUUGACGGGUGAAGCAACCAUGUGUGCCAGAUCAUAUCUAUGUCCAGCUGAGCUCUUUUGGCUCACGUGAGGUGAGAGGAUUGCGUCCCGGAUUGUUUAGGGAUUACUCAGCCGGACUUACCAGAUCCAGAGAUUCAGAAAUUAAGGGAUAGGAACGACACAGGAGUGGGGGUCAUGUGGUCCCACGAGAAAUAAGAAAAGCAGUGAGUAUCUGCGGUAAAAGUACGAAACAUCAAAAGCGAGUGAGUCUCAACCUUUCUGCCUUUUUUCCACGUGCCUGAAAUCUCUAUCUCACACACAGACGCAUGCUUUCCUCCUCUUUGACGGUACACCCCCACGGCUCAGCCCCACCACCAGCAAUCACCUAAUUCCACCGCUACUACACGCGCUCUCACUCUGCAAAAGAAGGAAGGCGUGCCGCGCUGAACAGAUGUGGCGAUUUCAGCUGCCGGUUCAUGGAUCAUAACACUCUCUGUGUACUCUGUCUGUCCGUUUGAGCACAUGAGGAAUACCUUUUGCUGCGUCAGCCGGAGGAUUUAGAGGCAGGAAUAACCUUUUUUUUUUUUCUUUGCAUGAGUGGUUUUUUACACUAAUUUUCAAACUGGAGACCCCAGUGGAAAACGACUGCUUGGAUCGGUUGAUCAAGCUGCAGCUGUCUGGUUCGGGUGACUGGGCACCCUGUGAGUUGGACUUCUUUCUGUUUUUUUCCAUAACAUCAUAAGGCCUUUUUCUUUUUUUGUCAGAAUUGAAGCUUUUUCCAGGCAGAUGAUUUGUACUACAACAAAGUCCUUAAACCUCUCAUGAUUAAGCCUCUUAUUUUCUCAUAGUUCAUGCACCUCAGUCUCUUUGACUUCUCCACAAUCUGUUUUUGCCUUUUUUUAGAAAUAUACACAAAUAUGCUUGUUCUGUUUUUGUUUUGCUUCGCUAAAACUGAUUCCUGAUGAAGUUGUUCGAACUUAGAGAUAAAAACUUAAACUGUAAAUACUUACAAACUAAUAAUUCUCAGAUUCUUCAUGACAUUUAUCGUGUAAAAUGCAUUUUUCAUGGCUUUCCAAAAGAAUUGUGUUGAUCUGCUGUGUCCAGCUCUUGCAUUUGUAUCAUCUUGACUUAUAUAUAUCAGGUAGAGCAGAGUGGCAUAUCAUCACUGUUCACUUUUGACUUUGAAAAAUGAAAUUCACACUUUCUCUUGCAGAUAGAAAAUGUUUGAAUCAGAGUAUAAUUCAUAUGAUUUGUAUGAGUGUGUCAUUGUUAACUAAUUUGAUCUUCAUCUCACCUCCAUCAAGCUCAUAUCCUUUCAUCCUGUUCAUGAUGCUGGACAUAUUGAAGCCCAAAGGACAGUGCACACCAAAAAACACCCACUCACAUAUGUCAGGUUAUGUAGGGGGAUAUCAGAGGUGAGGUUACUGAUGAUUAGAUCAGAUCAGCUGAUUUCACGGUUAUGAAAGUCGAAAUAUGACAGAUGUUUUCUGGGUUACUGGUUUAAGCACAGUCUGUGUCCACGUCAUUCAUUUUUAUCAGGUUCGGAUUUGACCCAGACUUAAAAAAAUGGUUUAUGCUCAUGACACAGGUGGACAAAUACACUGGGAUAAAAAAGACAGAGUGAAAAAAGAUGAAUUUCUUUGUAGCUUUUUAGGCAAAUCGACCAAAUUAAGUAGAUUUAGCCCCUUGAGUAUGAAUUGUUUACUCUUCUCUCUGCUCCAUGUCUUUGUAAAACUAAAUAUCUUUUUGAAAGUUGUUCAAUGGCUUCAUAUUUGGCUUUAGGAGAUACAAAAAUUGAUGUUCAAUUAUUGGAGGUAUGAAAGAAGGGAUGAAUUCAUCCAUAAUUCAUCUCGUGGUUAACCCUUUCCCCCCUGUGUUGUGCUGUCGUUCCAGGUGACACCAACAAGGUGGAGAUCCCCAGAGGAGAGAUGGAGGUGGUGAAGGGCCAGAUGGUGGUGUUGCACGCCUGGUACAGCCCUAACUCCGACAUCUCUAAAAACACUGUGGUCUGGCACUUUACGGGGAAUGAGUCCAAGCAGGUGAGGAAAAACUGAUGAAACAAGAUCUGCAGUAAUAUUCUGCAUAUUUGACCCCGCUGUGAACUCUACUGUGUGCACAAUGAGGAGCCUGAAGAGAUUAAAGAGAAGUACUUUACGCUUGCUGAUCCUCAUACUACUACAGUGAAAGUGUUCAAUAACAGAGCUGAAACAUUGAUGGACCACUACUGAAAAGAAGUCUUGACUAGUUGAAAAACAAGCAGAUAUUUUUGUAGGUUUUCCCUGCUGGACAAAACAAGACAUUUGUACAUACCACCACCAUCAGUUCAUGGUUGACAAUAUUUCUAACAAUAUUUGCUAUUUUAAACCUUCAUUUCUAAGAAAAAAGAACACAAACCAUAUUGAAGUUACCUUCUUUCAACCGUAUGGAUCAAAAACAAUCCCAGGAAUUUUUAUUUGCUAUCGAGAUAAAUCAUUUUACAGGCAGUGGCCGCUUGACCUCUGAAUCUAUGCAAGAUUAAAUGAGCAUUUUUUUUGUAUUUCAUAACAUGUAACAUCCCUAGAAAUCCAUUUACUCACACGCAAAGUAAAAAUGAUGAACUGUAGAGAUUAUUUACAACAACACCGCUCAUGUCUAAUUCACAGCGGAAGGAAGCCAUUAAUGAUAUUUCAUCCGCCCUCUUACUGUACCUCUUACAUGUAGCAUGCAAGCGAAAGUGCAUACAGUAUACAGUGUGUGUGUGUGCAAGGUCUGUGCAUGAUUAAUAUAAUGUAAACUGCCCUGUGCCUGCAAGCUUAACUCAAACAGAGAAUGAGCCAAAUUUAACAUCCACCAUCUGUACAUGUCAGGAUUAUCUUUAUGAAGGACGAUCAUUUCUGGUAUAUGGUUAAUCUACACAUCUCAGUGCAGCUGCGACAAAUAAAAAAAAGGAAAAUACUGGGCCUUACUUUUAUAAUUUGUUGGAUUUCCUAGAGAAAAAAACAAACAAAGAUGAUCUGAUUUUGCAUCUCUGUGUAAUAUAAAGUGUUUUGCUCUCCUAGGUGAUCAACUUUAGCUCAGGUGAGGUCGGGUAUAGCCAGAAUGAGUUCACCAAAAGAGUGGGCUUCGGCGUGGCCAUGCCCUCAGCGAACAUCUCCAUCUACAUCAACAACACCCAGGAGUCGGACACCGGGCGCUACUUCUGCAGCGUCAUCGUCCCUAAAGGUCUUAGCAUUUCAGGAGAGAUGAGCCUUAAUGUCAAAGGUAAUGUUUCACAGUAUUGAAGGAAUUUUAAAGGUUAGGUCGAAUCGCAACACGGCUCACACGUUUCCCCGUAUUGAGGUCAAAACAGCCAAAAUAAAUGCUAAAGAUUAUUUGAAGGAUUUGGACAAGUCUGCUGAAAAUCAUAUGCAAGCAAGCGCUAAGCAUAAAUAAAACUCAUCUGCUGUCCAGGGAUUGAGCGAACUCUGAGGUCAUUAUGUCACCCUCAAGCAGCAGAUGGAAACGUAGGGGGCGGGGCUGGGUAGGGGGCGUCAAAACAUUUUCUUACUGCUGCCCUCAGGAAAGUCAACUUUGUUAGCAGCAGAUUAAAGCUCAAUCACUAGGUCAGGGGUCACUGAUCCUAUCUUCUUAUCCUACAUGUGUUGGCUAACACUCGACCUGUGUGUCUGGCUGUGUCUACAGUCCCUCCGUCUCCACCAGUAUGCACCAUGACUGGAAACCCAGUGGUGGAGGGCAACGUGACUCUGAGCUGUCAGUCCGCUUAUGGGAAACCAGUCCCCCAGUACAAAUGGACUAAGGCUGCACCAGUGUCUGAGGUCUUCUUCUCUCCAAUGCAGAGUGAGUAUGUAGUGAGGAUGGUGCAUUUUUAAAGGUCAGCGCACCCACAACAUCGAAAAAUAUAUUUUCUCACUUUUCAACCCGAGUAGUACCAAUGCGCAUCAAUGGUUCUGGAUUUAUUUGUUCAGGUUUUAAUGUUUAUUUCAGAAUGUCAGACGAUUUAGGUACAGCACACUGUAGAUCAGUCAAUAAAUAGUUUUAAAUCAAGUGUUUUUCACUCCGUAAGCACUGAGCAUUCCCACCUGAAAUCUUCCUGUCCAAUUAAAACAGCAGCUUAUAGAUAUUGUAUUUGUGAUGCAAAGAGCUGAAACCAAGAAAAUCGAUCAUAAAAGUAAACUGAAGCGUAGUGAUGCUGGGAAAUGAUACAGAAGUCCGAUAUUCGGUGAAUAAAGCAGCCGGAUUGUUUCUCCAGCACUGUUAUUAUUGAUAGGAUGAGCGAAGAGAAACAAGACUGAAAAGUUGGGGAGUAGAGAUCAGGGGAAGACAUGCAGCAAAAGGGCAAACCAGGGGCCACUGCAAAAAGGACUGUAACCUCUGUAGACAGUAUGUGGUGAGCUUAAAGGGAUAUUCUGGUGUAAAAUCAAUUUAGGGUCAAACAAACCAUAACACCGAGUUAGACACCCCCUCGAGAGAUGAAUGUUGCGGACUGCUUGCUUCUUUAGUUAUACCAACUUUAGUAACAACCGCAGGAUAGCAAUACACAGCAGUCUGAGGAGCCAUAAACAAACCUCAACCAAAACACCACUCUAUAUCCACAAAUAAUGCGCAGAACAGCAUCUAACUUCAUCAACAGUACAUACAGGGUCCCAGCCACAGCACUACCCACCAAACAUCUUUUUAGCUUUACCUGAUUUCUUUAGCAAAGAGACUAAACACAACUCACCUACUCUCCUCCUACGGACUACAGCGGGGUGAUGCAGCUAAAGGAAGAAUAUUUAUGAUCAUUUCUUCAUGGAAAUGCGAUCAGACCGAGAUGCUGAGGCAGAAGAACUACCGCAUCUGCAGUGCAAAGUGAUUAAUAUGAUGAUUAUUACUUCAAGGAAAUGAUAGAGUAAUGAUCAUAAAUGUUCUUCCUUGAGCUGUGUCACCUCGCUGUAGUCCGUAAUGGAGGUCUCCCUACAAACAAGCGGCUGCUGGAGGAGAAUAGGUGAGUUGUGUUUCGUCUCUUUGUUAAAGAAAUUAGGCAAAGUUAAAAAAGAUGUUUGGUGGCUAUAGAGUGGUGUUUUGGUUGAGGUUUGUUUAUGGCUCCUCAGACCGCUGUGUAUCGCUAUCCUGCGGUCUUUACUCAAGUUGGUAAAACUAGAGAAGCAAGUGGUCAAUGGCCUAAAUUAAUUUUUCACCAGAAUAUCCCUUUAAGCCACUGGGCCAACUGAUAUUAGGAGGGGCUGAGAGCUGAGCUGCUUGUUUGUUUCUCUGCUUGUUUUCAGGCAGAGGUCUGCGUCCCCUGAUUGUAUUUAUCUACUCAGGUCAUCGUUUUAAGGCUCGCUGUAGUACAUGAUGAUUUACUCCCAUGUCUCACUAAGAUUACUCAUGUUGUUACUCAUGCUGUUAGCUUUGUUUCAUAUGCCAUUACAAGUCCAAAUUCCUGCCAUACAAAGAUUCAGUGGAAUGGAGGCAUACCAUAUUUGAAAAUUAAAGGAUGAAGCGAAACAAUAAGCAUGUAACUGCUCGAGGAAAGUAUGUUUUUCCUGCUGAUAAAAGGUCCAGGAUUCAGAUUUAAAGUCCCUUAAUAUUCCAGCUGCAUGUAUGUAUGUAUGCAAGAUUUAGAGUCUGUAUCAGAGCAGCGAGGGUUUGAUUCUAAUCGGGCGCUUUGCUGCAUAUAAUCCCCUCUUUCUCUCCCCAACCUUUCACAGUCAUCAUCCAAUAAAAGUAAACAUCCCUAAAAUAAUACCUUAACAUUUUUACAUUUAAAUCAGGUGGUUUUCGAGGCAAAAAGAGGUCAAAGCGACAUCCCCUCUAAUCAAACCGCCAUCGUUUUUACCCUCUUUGCGUGGAUAUGUAUCUAACAGAGGAGAAUAGAUGGAAAAAUCAACUCCCAGCCUGUUCAUGUGCAGCUCUAGAUGUCAUGAACUGUCUACCUUACAUGCAGAUGAAGUUGAUUUCCUCUCGUCAGGUCAUCCCGUAAUCAGAUGAGGCCUGUGGGCUUUACUCUGCUGAUAAGUGUUCCUGAUGCACCUCGGAUGGAGAUCCUCGAUCAUACCAAAACACGCGGCGUGAAAUCCUCUUUGCAGAUUGAGAGAAACUACGCAGCUCUCCUCCCAGAGCGCUGCCCAUGUAGAAAGAGAAAAAGAUGCAUGUACGCGUUUAUUGAUGUAUUAUUUUGAAGAUGUUUGUAUCCAGAUGAGUCUGCACAGUAAACACCAUCUGUUUCUGAAAACAGAACUCAGGCUGAUUGAUUGGGUAUUGGCUUAUCUGCUCUGAUCUUUUGCCCUCAUCUCUUUAAAGUCCACAGACUAUCAAAAUCAAAUGUACUCGCUCUGAUCCUGGGUUUUGUGCUGCUGCACGGGCACUCACACCUACAAUUGUUUGCAUAUCUGUGCCACCUUACAUGUUAUCGACACUUAAAAUGAAACCCCUUGCUCAUCUUUUAUCUGCUUUGACUCUUUGAUCUUUACUCUGCUAUCACUGCUUAUCUCUUUCAGCAAUCUCUCCCUCUCCGCGUUUUCUCUCUCCGCUGAUCCUCUCGCGGCACUCCUCAUUUCCUGUUGACCUUGGUGCCUAAUCUAACAAGCCCCAUGUCAUUACUUGAUCAACCCCUCUAAGAGGCAUAAGUUGGAUUUGGGACUGAGAGUGCGGCACGCUCAUCCAACCCCCCUCCAAAUCUGUCCGCACCUCUCCAUCCCUAAUUCAUUCUCACUCUCUUUCUUUCUCUCUCUCUCUGCCAUCUUUCCUUGAAUUUUAAAAAAACAAAAACAGAAUGGAGAACUUGCCCCCAGCCCAUGCUUAUCCUUGGGUACAUGGGUAAGGGUUUUCACUCAUACAUUUCCCAUUCAUUUACCUGUGACCCUUGAACUCUGUACCACCCUCACCUGUAAACUGUGACAUCCAAAGGAGUCAUGGUGACUCCUUCGGAUCACAACUUUAAAAGAAGAGUUUUAAAGGGAAAAAUCAACCCAGUUUAAUGAUAAUUGGAUGAGUUUCAGGAGUCGUUAAAUCAAAAAGAAAAAUUAACUUUGUAGGAUUGUCAAAGCAAAUUUUUGUUUAUUAAAUCAGUUGGAAUUAAACUCGAUGAAUAGCAGGAGUGUGUCACAAAAGAAGGGUUGAUUUUUUUCCUUUUACUCUUUCUUAGUUUUUAUUUUUGUUGAUUUGUUUCAUUCAAAUAUAAACAGAAUUCCUCUAGUACAUGUGUCCUGUAGUUAGAAAUCCAGUAAUCCGCCAUCCCAAUCCUUCACAACUGGUUUAUCUGAAAUUUCUGACCAUCUUUUUGUAGUUAAGGUUUUAAGCUUACCCAGUAUUCAGUGUUCCUGGUAGAAACUAGAUGACAGAAAUUGAGAAUUCGAAGGAUAAAAGAAAAUUAAGCUCAAAUAGUAGAUCUCUUGCUGAGCAUUUAUUAGCUUAGGUGCUAGCUAAGUAACCAAUCUUACCUUAAAGAUUCCCAAGUCGUCUGUGUCUAAUGUUUUUAACCUGCUGAGUAGCUCAAGCGCUCAGUGCUUGUGUAUCAUGUGUUUGACAAAAGCAGGCUAACUAUUUAAAGCUCCAGUUGGGAGUUUUUUUAUGUUUAUGAAAUCCUCAAAUUCAAAGUGAUGCUAUUUUAUGAUAUACAAAAGGCAAACAAGACCACCCGUGACAAGAUUUACAACUUUUAGACUGUAAUUUUUAAUGCUUGAAAUGUCCAUCAGUGGAGCUGCUGCUUUUACAGUUUUUCAUUGAGUGUUCAAAAAAAUUACAAAUUUGACUGUCAGGUCAGCAAUCUUGACACUUUUGUCAGGAGACAUUUUAUAAGUAUGUAAAGAGCAAGACAAGUGACGACCGUUUAUCCACAGGAGGUGACGCAAACAAAAAAAUUCCCAUAGGACCUUUAAUUUUGCUUUACAUUCAUUCAAACCUUAAAAACAACAACUUUUGCGUUAGCUCAGGGGUCAGAAAUUAAUUUUUACAUGGGGCCACAUGAGAAACCUGAGCUGUAUUGGAGGGCCGAACCAACAAUAACUUCAACUUCAAAUCAGGGGGGUUCACACAGACAGAAAAGCAAGCCCAAAUAAGCAACUACUAGUUAAAAACAAGCCAAAAAAACCUGCAACUCAUGAGUUUUACAAGUGACUUCUAAGAGAAACAAGCUAAAAGUCUUUUAUAAUAAGCGGACUUCACAACUCUAAGGUGUCUAUGUAUAUUCUGCUUGUCUCUGUUCACAAAUGCAGAUCUAGGAUGUACAUACAUGCGUCCAAACGGAAAUAAAACAACAGCUAGGUUUUCAAAAUAAAAGCAACAUACUUUUAUAGCAUGUUGAUGAUUUGAUAGACGGACCUCACGAAGGGCUGGACAGGGACAUCCAAAGGGCCGGAUGUGGCCCUUGGGCUCUCAAAUCCCCAGGACUGCUCUAGCUGUAGCUUCUUUUUGUCAAUGGGCCUAGUCUACAGAUCUCCAGUUACUGAUCUCAUCUAAAUCUCAGCAAGAACGUGUAUCAACAUAUUUUCCUUUUAAAAAAUAUGCUGAUAUGAUUAUUUUGUUAAAGCUGCUUUUGUUUGCUACCCCAUUUCUUGUUUUUCAGACCACUCGUCUGACAAAACAAGUACUUGAGUCAUCCUCUGUAUAAUCUUCAAUAGCCGAGCUACGACUGUGAACAGAAAUUAAAUACAUGAAAACAUCAGUGAAUAAAGAGACAUGUAUUUUUUGAAGUAUGGUUAGUCUGUGAGUCUGUGUGUCUGUUAGAUUCUGGCUUUAGCUUGGAUUUAGUUUGUAGUCUUCACCUCUUAGUCCUGCAAGAUGAAAGUUAUGGCAAGAGAAAAUCCUAAAAUUCUUUCUGAUGUUAAAGUUGCUCCUUGACACGUUGAAGGGUGUGGGUUUGUUUUACACUGCCUGUGAGAAUAAAUCCUCUGCAGCCUUGGCAACGUCAUGCGAGGAAAGAAACUAUACAAUGAGAUUCGUAUGGAAAAGCUGCUGAUUUACAUUAAUCACGUGUCAUGUGUCGAGGCUUUGACAAAUGCUGCUCAUUGACCUUGCUUUGACGGCAGUGUGAUAUGAGUAAUGCUCCUGUCUUAGCGGUCUACUCUAACGUCAGAUCCCCUCCUGCUCUGCCACUGCUGGGAUCUGAUCGCUGUGCCGGCUUGAACUCGCUCCAAGCUCAGAGUCAGCUGACGUUCUGCUAAUCUGUCACAAUUGGGUUUGGUUCUUCACAGCUGUUUUUCAAGCCCGGGGGAUUAAAUAAUCAGAGAGGGGGGCAGGUGCAUAUCACACUCAUCUGCUACUUUUGUAUUUGGCACCGACCUUUGUUUUCACUUUAAUACUCUGGUUGAAAGGUUAGCAUACAGAGAUGGGAUCUGUUAUUGAGCUGGUUAUUUUUUAACCUUUAAAUUUAACUUUCUAGCUUUGAUGGAUGUUCACUGUGCGACCACACAGACUGGAAUAUUAAGACUGACUUUUACAGGUAGUGCUUAUCAACAGCAACAAACUAUUUCUGACUUGUCUUCAUCGCCUAAAUCUAAACCUGGUUGAAGACUUGCUUUUUUGUGGGUUGCACCUACUUAUAUGAACAGCACGCUUGAUUCAGUAGCAGAUGGUGCAGAAAAAAAUCAGUCCAACCAACAGCCACCCAAACUUUGGGAUGAAGACAGCUGUUUUGAGACAAUAAUUGUUAGGGAUUUUCUUGUCCCUUGCGGCAAUAUGUUGCUUGCUGGCAUAAUGUGAACCCUGCCUCUUCAUCUGGGAUGAUUUGGAUGAGUCCCAGGGUUGCAUUACUUUCCUCUCUGCAGGGAUUGACUCCGUACACCGAGUGUGACAGGCAUGCAUGAACACUUACAAGACACCCAGCGGUCCAAACAGCAGUUUUAAAGAGGGUGUUUCCACGCAGCGGAUGCACACACCCGCUCUGUUUUCCUCACCUCCCCACGAAAGCAGAAACGCAUCAGCUGAAGACAUGCAGCAAUGUGAUGUCUAAGAUUGGAUUUCAGAGGAUUUGUUGUGUUAAGUCCUCAUAAAGCUUGUUUAUUUUUUGUGCAGCCUAUGUUCCCAACAACUCAGCAUUUUUUUAGCCGGAUGGGCCAGGAGUUGGAGAUUGGAGGGAAAUUCCCAGUAUUGGAGACACAGAGAAAGAUUCCCACUCACAUGACCUUGGCACUGGAGCAUUUGCAAACUAAAAUUGCUGACCAAUACUAUGAUGGAGCAAGACUGCAGAAUCAUCAGCAGCUGAAACACUCCAAUGACAAACCCAAUACUCUGUGGUCAUUGGAUAAAUCCCAGGAGUAGAUUAAUUCUGGAUUACGGGUCGGAGUCAGUGACAAAUGAUUCAAGAAUAUCAUGAAUGGUGCACAUAAUUGGAAUUGUGAUUCUUUCCAGCUGUAGAGGGGCUUGUCUUCAAUAUAAAAAAAUGCACAAUUAAUUCAGCCAACCAAAAUUGAAUAAAAAAAACAUUAACAGUUAAAAUCUAAAUUAUAACCCCCACAAAUAGCAUCCAUGGAUUUACAAAAUCCCUCAGCUGUGAGCAAAAACAACUGCACCGCUGAUCGGAGUUAGAUACAGUUAAGCAGAUUCCUCUAACCGGAGUAUGAAAACAGUAAUACAGAACUCCUGCCAGCUAGCAGCUGCCUGCCAGCUGUAGCUAACAUUAUCCCAAAGUACAUAACACAUAUCAAAUGUGGUUGAAUUUUUAGAUCACUUAGAAUAAAAGUGGAGCUUAUUCAGGUAGAUCCUCUGCUUGAAUUUGGAGUAUUUGGUCUCUCCCGCCACAAAAACACUCAAGGUCACAGUUAUUGUGUAUUUUACUGCAUUAAAAUAAUACAUAAAGUCAUUCUGUGUGUUGCCAGAACAUGAAUUUACUUUUUCAGUGUAAUACCAGGAUAAUACAAGACUGUAUUUAUUAACUUUUAGUUCUAUUGAUAUUUUUAAUACAAAAUAUCAGGUGUAAGGAGCACUCAGGGGAAACUUAACCUUUUUGGAAAGACCCUGAUUGCUCUUCUCUAAGGAAGUCACUUUAAUAGUUGCAUAAAAAUGAUUUUGCAAAGAUAUCGUCCCUUGAAAAAAGCCUGUCACAAGCAUGUGUAGCAGUCAAUCAGUGAAGUUUUUCUCCAGCUGAAUUAGAGAGCAGAUUAGUUGAUGGGUGAUAUACUUUGCAGAUACAACUUCGUUGCUCUGUUAUCUUCUUUCCUUGUGAUAUUUAUCCAACCUGGUAUCCCAUGCAUAUUUCAAAAACUGCAAUUCCCUGAAUGCCCACUUGAGGUCUACCUACAGGAGCACCAAAACCAUGUUCACACUGAGCCGAAAUAAUGUGAUUUUAGAAAGAGAAUAAACAUGUUUACAGCCUGGUUCAAAAAACUGUUCGGGUCUGAAUUUACAACAUUAAAAAAAUCACAUUAUUCUGUAUUUAAUUUAACAAUCUGCGUGUUUUAAAUAUGCCUAAACGGAUCAAAGUGUCUUGACUCUGGGAAAGCAGUAACUUCUCAUGUCAGAGAUUAAGAUUGUUGUUGCCAAGUGGAUAUUAUGAUUGGGAAAUUCUCCAUAGAGUUCAUUCUUGCAGCGUUACAGUAGAGUUGUGUUUGCUUCUGUAAUAUCUUAGUGGUGCCCUUAUGCUUUAUGGUAGUAUUUUAAUUCAGUGUGGACCUCUCUAGUUUUCUAAUGGUACCAAACCCACAUUGUGAACCCACAUAAUUGUGUAGUGUGUGUGUUUGACCAUGUGGUUGUGUUUUCAGACGAGAGACACGGCACCCUGAGGCUCAGCAACCUCACUAAAAGCAUGUCAGGGAAGUACAUCUGCAGAGCCAGCAACACGGCCGGCUCCGACAGCUGCUCCAUUAACCUGGAGGUCAUCACCUGUACGUGCACGGUACAAUCUACACUGCUCGCACACGUCAGCACGUUCGGCAAAUACGCAGCUGUCCUUGGGUGUAAAAGCUGAUCUGUGAUCUGUUUCCUAGCUACUAAUGCAGGUGUGGUUGCAGCAGCUACACUGGGGUCGAUAGUGGGGCUGGUGGCCAUGGCGCUGUUCCUCAUCUUCAUACUGAGGAGGAGGCGGGACACCGAGGAGGAGAUAGCCAAUGAGAUCAAGUAAGAGUGAAAAUGUUAUCAGAGUCUUAUGCGAUUUUAGGCGGGGUUUAUUUUAGGUGACUUCUUUUCGUUGGUCAUGAAUUCUCCCUCGCUCUUUCUCAGGGAGGAUGCCCAGGCACCAAAGCGGGUUUCAUGGGCAAAGAGCAACACCGGCUCUGACAUCGUAUCCAAGAACGGCACCCUGUCCUCCAUAGCAACAAGUCCAAGACCACGAGACCCACAUGCACCAAACUUUCACUACCCAUACUCCCCCAUAUCUGCCUCAGACGCAAGCUCAGUUAUCAACGCUUACCAGCUACGGCCCGGAGAAGGAAACAUGCUGCAGGGACUUCCUGGUUACAACCAAGGGGGGGCCUCAGUGCAGAAACAAAAGCGGCCGUCCGCCACAAACGGCGCCCCUCCUCAGCUUCUGAGGACCCCUGCUGUUGCCACCCCUAACAGGACUGAAGGGGCUCAGCCUCAGGUGCCACCUCCACUCACUGUGUCCCCGCCGGUCCGCGCCGCUACCCUGACACGCAUGGGUGCCGUGGCUGUGAUGGUUCCUGCUCAGAGUCAAGCCGGCUCGCUGGUGUAGCCGGCGGGAGAAAUCAGGACAGUAUGUGUGCAGCGCACCUUGAAAUGAAAAACGUACUUUUCUCCAUGAAGACCCGGGAGGGUGUCAGGAUGAAAAUAUCCCAUAGGUUGGUUUGUGCGCUCUCUGCACAAACUCUCCCCUCUUUAUUUUGAGUUUCUUUUUUUAUGCUGGCUCACGAAAGAGAAAUAUAUUUUUAUUUACACACCUGUACAGAGGUCUUAAAUCUAAAUUGUGUUUUAGAGAAUAUUCAUAAAAAUGCCAAUUAUUUUUCAGAGUUGUGAUAAUUUCAUGCAGUGUGUCCGCACUGAUCUAUAGAAGCUGGUUAGAGUUUUACAGUUCAUGCAAAGAGAGCUUUUGGCUACAUUUGUAUAUUAUAUGAACGAGCUACAUGCAAACAAAACUUUUAUACUUUCUUUGUAUUUGGCCGUUCUUGGCUGUGUUUAAGGAUCACUUACUUUCAGUCACUUCUCUCAGGCUAACUGCACUAGUUCAAACUGACCCAGCAACGUCACGAUUCAGGUAUUUAUCUCUCAAAUGUCUCACUUUUCUUUACCCAACCGUUACUUCUGUUAACUUUUUUUAAUGUGACCUACUGUGUUGCUGUCAGUAUGGUUUUCAGGACGUAGACGUCUACAGACAGAACAUGCUUUAAAAAAAUAAGAGUAUUUUGCCUGUUAUGAUAGAAGGAAUGUAAAAAAAAAUACAAAAUAGUAAUUACAAAAUGUGUUGAGGUCGAUGGUUUCUGACCAUUUUGUUCAAAAGUGCUUGAUAUCACUGGAUAUAGUUACUGUGAACAAACAACACCACCAGCUCAGGGAGGAGCCAGCUGAUGGUGUUGUUCGUUAUGAAGUGAGUAAAUUAAACUCUGCAGGAUGAUGCAGGAGGAUGUUGAUGAUGUAUUGCUAAAUGUAGCACAACGCCGUUCUGAUUGUUGACAUUUUUUCAAUAAAGUGUUCUGGAGUGUUUGA